Pelobates cultripes (western spadefoot toad) is the source of this 47460-nucleotide messenger RNA. The record is from the annotation of a GenBank genome assembly. NCBI's taxonomy places the organism in Eukaryota, Metazoa, Chordata, Amphibia, Anura, Pelobatidae.
AAGCAGGCUGCAAGGCAGUCAGAGAAGAAAAACAGAUGAGAUUUCAAUGAGGUGUUGAAGUUUGUGUUAGAGGAGAAGGUGCUGAUAGGGCCUCCAUGAAAAGGUGAAAGUGCUGAGAGGCAACCUGUGCAGACUCUGGGCUGUGUCUCACUUGACAACUGCUGCUCAGACACAUAAAGAUGGACUUCAGGUGAGUCCAGGUGAGGAGAUGACAGGUAUCUGGCUGGAGGACAAGGCAUGUACUGCUCUGUACAGUUUGCCAGUGAGGUACUUUAAUAUCAUUUAACUGGUGGUGGUGUUAUCCUUUCCUUGACUAGCAAAGAAUGGGUUAAUCAUCGUGGUACGAUGCUCAGUUCUGUAGUCAAUCCUGUCAGGAACUAGCAAUUAAAGAGGCAGUCCUGCCUAAUAAGAGAACGGACUACCCUGACAUGUUUAAUAGCUAGCACUAUGCCUUGAAUAGCAUUCAGAGAGAACUGUAGAUGUCAGCUUGUUAAUUAGAUUUUUAUACUUAUAGACUGCAGGUAAAUCUGUCCUUUAGAUAUGUAUGUGCUAUUUAUUUGCAUAUGAAGCUAAUAUAAAGCUACAUGGUGUGAAUGAUAAACAAGCAUGUCUGAUGUGAUUGAACCUAGGCUCCUUUACUAAAUUGCAUGUUGUGGCGGUGAAAUAUCGAAAUUAUCCAGCUGGGGAAAAAAUAGGUAAUUGUGGAGAAUAUUUCUAAUUUGGUUAUUAAACGGUUCAGUGAAUGAAUGCAUCUAGUGUUUCACAGAUACCGAUAUAAAUCGAAUUAAUUACACAAUGGUUUCUGGAAUCUUCAUAAAUAAUCCACUGAAUGCAACAUUGGAGGACUCUCUAAAGUUUACAUCCCACUCACCUACUGAUUAAAUCAGGGCAGUUAAGAAUAGAUAAAACAUUAUUUAAGCACAGAUAAAGUGUCCCUUUAGGACUCAAAUGGCUGGACACGUCCUUUAAAUCUCUUGCAUUCCAUACCCUAUCUAGUGGCAGUAGCAAUGGCAGUGCAUAUAGUUGUGAGGUCAGGAUUUUCUAGAUCCCUAUAAACAAUUAAUGGCUGGCAAACUUGGCUCAGAGUUGACCGAAUAAAAUAUGUUUCCUUUUCCAGAAGAGGCAUGACGAGUGGAUGCAGCAGGCAUUAACAUGAUGCCAGCCAUGAGAGGACUUCUAGCUCCUCAGAAUACCUUCUUAGAUACCAUAGCGACAAGGUUUGACGGAACACGUGAGUAUUAUUAAUUAUAUUGCUAAAACUCCUGCAUCUUUCUCUGUCUCACGCAAAGCCUUUUAACCUGUACACACUUAAUAGCACGGCUACACUGAUUAAGAAUAUCUGCAUAUAAACCAUUCUUAAGCAUCGGAAAAAACAAUAUUUAACAAAAUAAAACAAUACAAAAAAGUAGUUUCUAACAAUGAUUAUUAACAAAACAAAGCAACUAUUUAAAAUAUUUUAUGUAUGAAAAUGGCGUUUCUCAAAUAGAGGCUGCAUGCUGUCCCUGUCCCCCUAGCACUGCGAUGUAAAACAUUGCCAUUGCCAUUUUAGAGAACCUGAAAUGUUAACAUUGCCGUGUUAAGACUGCAUCUAGUGACGGUCUACCAGACAGCCACUAGAAGCACUUCAUGCAGUUUCACAGAGUUUGACUCCGUAAAAUUACGCUGAAUGUCCUCAAGCUGUACAUGAGGAUAUCCAGCAUCAAGCAAAAGCCCAUAGGAAAGAAUUAAUAAAAUGCAUUCCUAUGGGUAAAGUUUAUUGCAUGCACUGCCUUUGCCACGUAUGUGGGGCAGGGGCAGUGGCAGAACUACCGCGGGGCAUGGGGAUCUCUUAUCUUAACUUUGUGGACCAUUCUUUCUAACAUGCAGUCAAACAUGACAUUUAACAAACUCCAGCCAGUUCAGGUAUUUCAAAUGUUCCAGCUCAAACACAUGGUGCAACUAAUGAAGCCCUUGAUUGUGCUUGAGACAACAUCUGUUUUGCAUAUUUGUGCUUUUGUGAGGGAUCUUAUUUAGGGGCUUGAAUAAUUUUGAGACAUUAUAAGUGGUAUUUUUAGUUGAAUUCGGGGAAACCAUUUGAAGUAUUUGUUGUGUUGAGCUAUUAUAAUUGCUUUUGUUUUAUUUGUUCAUUGCAAACAACUGUAAGUCUGUUAAAUUUGACAAUAUACCUGAUUUUCAAUAGGAGUUGAAUAAUUUUCAUUACAACUGAAUGAGUCAGUUUGCUUAUAUAUGUGUAUCUGUGUGUGCCUGUAUGCGUCAGUGUGUAUUUAUGUAUGUGUGUGUGUGUAUGCAUCAGAGUGUGCUUCUGUAUGAGUCAAUAUGUCAGUGUGUGUGUAUCUGUGGGUCUAUGUGUAUGUAUAUCUAUGUAAAUAUGUAUUGUGUCAGUGUGUGUAUCUGUGUUUGCGUCAGUGUAUGUGUAUCAAUGUAAAAAUGGAGUAUGUAGCAGCAUAUGUGUAUAUGCGCAUACAUGCUAGCAAUGAAACGCCAAUAGUACAUGCAAACAAACAUAAAAUAAAAACACACUCCUGCAUUAGAAUGCCAAAAAUAUAUACAAACAGCCCUUCUUUUAAGCACCAACACUACACACAAAAGUACACCAGCAUUUAAAAGCCAACACUACAUACAAACACACAACUGCAUUCAAACGCAAACAUUGCACAGAAAUACACCUCUGCAUUCUAAUGGCAAAGGUACAUACAAAUACACCCCUACACGCACACACAUACUCCAUACAAGAACAUGAUUACAUUCAACAAACACACAAGCAUUACUCCAAAAUACAACCCUGCACAGAUGGGGAAAUGGUAGAUCCCCAGCUGCUAUAACAUUGCAUGAGACAUGUGGAUCUUCAGGAAAAGAAUCCUAACUUGAAGGGGUCCCAAAAGGUGGCCUGUGUGACAUAGAGGCUAUUUCUCCUUUGGAUGGUCUCAUCUCUAAUUCACAGUAUAUGGUGUUAAUUUGAUGUCGGAGCACAGAACUGUCUCCUCAACACUGUCCAGUACUGUGUUAUUUCUUUUUGUUAGCUGUCAUCUGGCUCAAUCUUAUGUGUACGAAGGUUGUCCUGAGCUUACUAUUACUAUAAAAAUUGACCACAGUGCUUAAAGCUCAUUGUUUCACAAAUCCCUGUUAAUGCUCUUGAUCCUAAAACCGGUACUUUAUUAAAACACAGUGAAUACAGAUUUCGGGCAUGAUUUUGAUCUUUGAGCUUUAACUUUGCCAUAUUGCAGGUUCAACUUUUACUUGUGCACUGACACCGAGCUUUAUAAAGCAACACUAGUUUUAUUCAGUGAGCACCUCCUUAAUUAUAUGUUUCAUAUUCCCUUUCUUUAACAACUGCUCUCGAGAGCAGUCUCUAGUUAACUAGGUUCAUAUUCAUAUAAUACAAGAGAAAAGACGUGGCAGCUCAUGCAGAACGCAUGGACUAUUAGCUCUGUGGGCUUCUGUCCUCCCCUUUGUACGAGCAAGUGAUGAUAGGAAAGGCGUUGAGCCAGCAGUAAUAAUACUCUUUGAGAGCUUUGUCAUUCCUCUGGGACAAGACCAGAACAUGGUAUUUAAACAAAACAAAUGCAAUGUCUGGCAAAGUCAACAACAAGAAAAUAUUGUGGUCAUACAACAAGGCCAGAGAUAUGCAUACAAACAUGUCUCAGCGUCUGUUCUAAGAUCUGCACAUUAAUACACUAUGGUAACAAUAUUGCACAUCUGGUUGGCUAUAAAAUAUGGAUUGUGUAGGCCACACUGACUUUUGGGCAUUAAAGGUCACAUUUAUCAAAGUAAAAGCAGGUCAUAUUCAGAAAGAAAGGGCAAAACAAGAAGCAAUUACCAUGGAAACCAAAAUAGUGUACCUUGUAAAACAAUAUAAUGUUUUCUGUGUUGAUUAAGUGAAUACAAUCUUUAAUCAAGAGUGCAAAUUACAGUGGACUAUGAUCAUACCAGUAUGUUUAUUUCUUUGUCACUGUAUUUUUGUGGUAAAUUACUAAUUUCUGCAAAAAUCAGCCCAGACACUUCUAUCUAUCUAUACAUUAUUGUAUUUUGUGGUUUUCAAGAUGGUGAACGCAUUCCAACAUUUACAAUUGCUAGAUCUUGUCUCCCCUAAAAAAAAAAAUAUAUAUAUAUAUAUAUAUAUAUAUAUAUAUAUAUCUUCUUUUUUUUUUUAAAUACUUGCCAAUGUAAAGCUAGAAAUUGCAGAGCAGUGUGCUGUAAUAUUGCAUUGGACAUAUUGUGGACUACAUUUCCCAUAAUGCUUAACCUUUCAUACAUAUGAAAAUCAAUGGAAAUUAAGCCAAUGUUUUCGCAAGAUUUACAAUAAAUGCAGCAACAUCAGGAUUACAACACCACCUAGCAAACAAAAAAAAUAUUUUCAGCACCUUGGACAGGUCACUCAUUUACCCUUUUUUUUCCCUUUAACAGUGUAGGUUCCUCUCUGAUUAGCAUCAACUCUAAAUAGGUAACAGAUAAUAACUCCUCGUGUUCACCAAAAUAGUAGUGACAAGCGAGCAGCAUUUUGUUAAGUUAUCAGUGUUUUCAAAUGUGAAUGAGACGCCAAUAAGAAUCUAAAUCACAUUGUGUAUUAAACAUGGGACUUCAUUUAUAUAAAGUUUUUUUUAUGCCAAAGAGGUACUUUAACUUGUGCCAAAACAGCUCUGAUGCGCCCGAGGCAUGGACUCCACAAGACCUCUAAACGUGUCCUGUGGUAUCUGGCACCAAGACAUUAGCAGCAGAUCCUUCAAGUCCUGUAUGCUAAGUGGGGCCUUUAUGGAUCGAAUUUGUUGUUCCAGCACAUCUCACAGAUGCUCAAUUGGGUUGAGAUCUGGGUAUUUGGAAUCCAAGGCAACACCUUAAACUCUUUGUCAUGUUCCUCUAACCAUUCCUGAACAUUUUUUUGCUGUGUGAAAGAGUGCAUUAUCCUGCUGAAAGAGACAGCUGCCAUCAGGGAACACCAUUGCCUACCCAUCACUAUUAUGCUGUUGUCAAAGUCACUCAGAUCUUUUCGCUUGCCCAUUUUUCUUGCUUCCAACACAUGAGAUUCAAGAACUGACUGUUCACUUGCUGCCUAAUAUAUCUCACCAUGGGCCGGUGCUUCCAUUAGGCUACUUAGGCAGUUGUCUAAGGCGCCAGUUAACAAGGGGCGCCUACUGAUAUCCAGCGACUGUGCUAGCCUGAACUGGUAUGUUAGUUUGCCUGGAGAAGACUGUUACAUUACUCUCAGUGCUGUCCUACCUGCAUCUCCUGGCCACUAGGUGUAGGCAGCGCGAGACUGUAGCUCCCUCCCCCUAAACUGUGCAUGAGCGGUCAGAACAUAACAUGGGGGAGUGUGAUGUAUCCAUUACAAUCAUGCAGCAGUGAGCAAAGACUAUGAAGUUUGAUGUGUGUGUGUGUAUGUGUAUAUGUAUAGAUGUAAUAUAUAAAUAUAUUUAAUUUUUUUUUGGGGGGGGGGGGAUAUUUAGCAUACAUGAAUAUAUACGUUCAUUAUUUACCUGAAACCUUUCUCACUAUUUUGAGACAUGAGUACUGCUUGUCAUGCUUACCCAUUCCGGAGCUCCCCGAUCCAGCGGCGGGUCAGAUGCUGAAUGCUAUGCAUGCAUGUCUAUUUGUAUAAAGUCGCACCAAUGUCACAAUGGCACGACUUUAAGUGCCAAAUCGUUCUGCAAGAACAAGCCAAAAUACCCAAAUUCCUCGUUCAGCCGAAUUCAGGUUCUUAGGUGCUCCAGAGUUAUGCCAACCAAUAAUGUUAGUGACCUGGCUAUAUAAAGCCAGGGAUUUCUGUAGCAAGUUGCCCAAGAGUGCGCUUUAUUGUAUUUUAGAUUUCUUGUUGCUUGUUUAUUCAUCUCUCCGAUCUCUGUGUUCCUGACCUUGGUUUGUUUCUCGUUUAUGCUGUUUUCUCCUACACUUGACCUUGACUUUCUCUCUGACUCUGACUCUUUACUUUAAAUCCGUCCAUUCUAAGGCCCGGUAAUACAUGGUAAUUAUCUCUUCAGCAGAUUAGGGUCUGUGAGUGUUGGGUUCUCCUGUCUAGCCAUGACACUGCUCUUAUCAUUUCUAGAGCUCAUGCGAAAAAAGCAAACAACUGUGUUAUCCGAUAAUUAUAAGGGCCCAUUUAGUAAAAACUAAGUAUGAUGUGAUAAUAUACAUAUAUUUAGGCAAUACAUUCGAUGAUUGCUGUGUGUGUACGCUGUACUCAUAAAAUAAAUAAAUUAUAUUUUUAAUGUUUUGUAGUCCUUGAGACAUCAGAACUAUAAAUAAAAGCAAUCUAACAAUUUGGAUCGAUUCUAAAAAUAUAACAUGAUUCACACUUGCAUUUUGUACUGCCUGGUUGCCCCGAUUUCUGUGAAAUCUGAUUCAUUGCCCUGACAUCUGCUAUAUAUGAAUAUUUAUUACGCAGUUGCUUAUUACAUAUCUUGGUCUAAUCACUAAACCUCAAGAUGUGGUGCUCAGAGACCCACUUCCAAACUUUGGGACAAAACAGCCAAGCUGAAUAAAAAUCAACAAAAUGACAGGUUAGUUCUCAGGUCAUUGCAGCUUGGUUUUUAGCAAAUAGUUAAAAAAACACAAAACCAUAACAUAUUUAAUUUUUAGAGAACUUACAAGGUCAUUAUCUGUUUUAACAGGAAUAUCAGUAUUUCUUUUACCUUUCUGUCCCAAUUGCUGAAUAAUAUUCAAAAUCCAAUAAACCUUUUGUAGAUUGAGAGUGAGUAGAGUUUGAUUUGCUCCUGAAAGUUUAGAGGAAAGGUUUGAGAUAAUGUGGAAAUGCGGUUUUGUGUGGGUUAUUUACUAAACUGUGAAUUUUAAAAAUUAGAUCAAAAUGGCACAACUGAAUUGGAGAAUGUUUCCAAUAUGGGAAUUGUUUUGUUUUUUUAAAGUAUUAAUUAUUUUGGGCAAAAACAAUGACAUUUAUUUUGAAUCCUAAAGACUGUAAGCUCGUUUGAGCAGGGCUCUCUUCAACCUAUUGUUUUUGUAAUUGUCUCAUUUAUUGUUAAAUCUCCCCCUUUGAUAAUAUUGUAAAGCGCCAUGGAAUAUACUGGCACUAUAUAAAUACCAGUAAUAAUAAUAAUAAUAAUAAUAAUAAUAAUACCUGAUUAUUCACAAUUUAGUGCAAUAAUUACAGACUAAAUUUCCAGCAGAUAUGCUAGAGCCAAAUAACAUUUUUGGAGAGCGGCGUUGCUGUUUAGAGCAAGAAAUAAAAUUUGGAAUGUUUACAUUAUAGAAGCAUGAUGGGACACUUGGUAUCUAUCCAAAUUUAGGGGUCAACUCUGAGCAGUAUUAGCUUAAAUAAGAACUUUCGCAAUUUAGUACUUGAGGAGUGAAAUACGUUUUAACCUGGUCCAACACAUUUGUUAUUUAAAAAAAAAAAAAAACAACCACAAAAAAAGAACAAAAAAACACAAAACACAGUUACAUUUUAUGUUUGAUGUGAUGCCCAGUGCCACACAAUGCACACCAUGUUAUUUGUUUGGUCCCAGUCUACAUCCACUGGGUGCAAAAACCUUUCAGAUAAUGCCCAACUAUAUUUAUGUGUUAUUUGCAGUUACGCAAACUUAAUUAGCGCAAGACUCUUCACAUGGACUGUGCUGUUAGAAUCUGCAAUGCUUGUAGUUUAAAUAAUCGUUGAUCUAUCAAUGGCUGUCUUCUGAUAUUUUAAAUCAACUUUUCCAUAUAUCUUUUAAUAGUCAUUGUCUUUUUCUCUCUUAUAGACAGUAACUUUGUCCUUGGCAAUGCUCAGUUGCCCCAGUCUUUUCCUGUGGUUUACUGCUCUGAUGGGUUCUGUGAGCUCACAGGGUUUGCUCGAGGUGAAGUCAUGCAGAGGUCCUGUGCAUGUACAUUCUUAUAUGGACCAGAGACAGGAGAGCAGGUCCAGCAACGUGUCAAGGAGGCUCUAAAUGAUAAACAAGAGCUCAAGACAGAGUUGUUGCUUUACAAGAAAAAUGGUGAGUAAAUAUGUGUGCUAUGAAACAGUAAGCUAAAGUGAAAAAACGGUCACCCCCAAGGGUGACUGGUGGUGUGUCUGUGAACAAACCAAUAGGGGGUAGCCCUCACUUAAAGUGUUUGAACAAUAGAGAAACAGACCCCAGGAGCACUAGGCCGCCCAAGGUCAAUGGGUUAGUUUGCCACAACUCACUGUAUUGAAAUUAAACUUUAUUAAAUAACUGCAAAUAAUUGUGAAAUAAAUCCAUACUCAAAACCAAUAAGUGAAAAAAAAUGAAAAAAAUACAAUAAAAACUCAUGACAGGCUGAACAGACCUUCAGGGUCAGCACUAAAGGCUGAAAGAGCCACCUGACUGGUGGGGAAAAUUAACCCUGGUCUAAAUAGACAGCUCAUAUACGGUAUAUAACAAUACACAAAGCACUGGGUGAGCCAGACUAGGAGAAAGAAGAAGAAACUCUAAAGGUGCAAAUACCUUCAAUUGUAAUAAUUAAGAUACUAUUGAGUAGCACUAUACACAGCUGCUAAGGCACCAUAAUCAGUGUCAAGGAUGUAGAAAUGAUGUAGCUAAACAAGUAGAUACUUGUAAUAAUAACAAAGUUGCUAAAUGUUAGAUAACAUAAAAACACACCGAGUCGGAAAGGCCAUCACUACAGUGAAUCCGUGCAGCUUCGUUAUAUGUGCAACAAAGCUAAACACUGAUGAUCUAGUACACUGUAGAGUGCAAUAACCCAGAUACAAUGAAAAUUAAGCACUUAACAGCGCAUUCCUGGUGGUCUGACAAACGAGUCAACGAGAUGGGGAGGAUAGACACCGGCAGAUGGUAACGAUAAAGACCUCUCCGACUCCCUCCUCUAUCUGGUUCCUAGGUGGAUUUUUUGGGUCUUUUUGUUUUGUAAAUUUAAUGUUUAUUGUUACAGAAUAUUUAGCAAGGACAAAAUAAAAUAAAGCAGGUUAUUGUAUUUACUGGACUGAUAUAACAGAUCCAAACACAUAGCUAGAUAUGUCAAUAGGUUGGAGAUCUUAAAACACAUGGACAAUAAAUAUCAUCAACUAAAAAUACAUUUUAGUAAAAACCAAAGAAAAAAAUUACCUGCGCUCUUUCCACAUCCCUAUGUAUUUUUAAAGAAAUUGAGGUUUUUAGUUAUUUUUAUAUAUAUUUUCCCAAUAUCUACAAACUAGGCAGGGAUAGGCAACCUUCAGCAUUCCAGAUACUGUGGCUAUAUCUCCCUUGAUGCUUUGCCAGCAUAAUGUCUGUCUGUAACGUAGUCCUCAACAUCUGGAGUGCAGGAAGUUACCUACCCCUCAAGUAGGCUGUAGUGUCUUGUAAAGUCAUGCAAGCUUCGUCAUUCUCUUCACAUUGUAUUUAGAGGCAUUUAAAAGUUGAGAAUGUCCAGGGUUCAGGAAAGAUCAUUCCCGAGAUGUGCUCUUUAUGGAAAGGAGAAGAUAUGUUUUCUUUCCUAUUAGACUUGCUAGUCCUAGUUCUGGAAUGUUUGAUGCAAUCUACACACAAGUGUCAGUUUUUUGACAGUUUUUCAAUACAUUACAUUAUGUGUGUAUGUCAAAGGGUGAGAUAUAUAUAAGGUAGAAAGUGAACAGUCAGAUCUUGAAUUUCAUGUGUUGGAAGUAGGAAAAAUGGAGAUGGGAGUGACAGCUAGGACGGCUAGGUCAGAGCAUCUCCAAAACAGCAAGUCUUGUGUGUUCCCGGUAUGCAGUGGUCAGUAUCUAUCAGAGAGGGUGCAAGGAAGGACAACUAGUCAGCUGGUGUUGGGUGUCAUUGGCACCCAAGGUUCAUUGAUGCAUGUGGGGAGCAAGGGCUAGCCCGUCUGGUUCAAUCACACAAAAUAAUUGAUGUUGCUCAAAUUGCUGAAAAACAAGAUAUUCAAAUACACAGUGCAUCACAGUUUUCUGCGUAUGGGGCUGCUUAGCCACAGACCAGACAGAGUGCCCAUGAUUAUUAUUAUUAUUAUUUUAUUAUUUAUAUAGCGCCAUGAUGAUCCAUGUCCACUGCUGUAAGUGCUUUUAAUGGGGAUAUGAACUUCAGAAUUGGACUAUGGAGCAAUGGAAGAAGGUUGCCUGGUCUGAAUUACAUUUUUUUUUAGAUGAGGUGGAUGGCUGGGUACAUGUGUACCAUUUACCUGUGGAUGGCAGCAGAAUGCACCAUGGGAAGAAGGCAGGUUGUGGAGACCGUGUUCUGCUGGGAAACCUUGGGUCCUGGCAUUCAUGUUUGUUACUUUGACAUGUACCAGCUAACUAGAGGUUGUUGCAUACCAUGUACACCCCUUCAUGGCAAUGGUGUUCCCUGAUGGCAGUGACCUCUUUCAACAGGAUAAUGCACCCUACCACACUGCAAAAACAUGUUCAGGAAUUGUUUAGGAACAUGACAAAGAGUUCAAGAUAUUGUCUUGACCUCCAAACUCCCCAAAUCUUAAUUCAAUUGAGCAUCUGGAUGUAUGGAAGCCCCACUAAGCAACUUGUAAGACUGAUGCUAAUGUCUUGGUGUCAGAUUCCACAGGACAUGUUCAGAGGUUUUGCGGAGUCCAUCCCUUGAUGCAUCAGAGCUGUUUUGGCAGCAUGAGUGGUACCUACACAAUAUUAGACAAGUGGUUUCAGUGCUGUGGCUGAUCAGUGUAUGUGUGUGUGUGUUUUUAUAUAACAUACAACAUCUAGUGCACUCACUUAUUCAUUAAACAGCUAUUUCAAAGCUCACAGAAUACAAUAGUCUUCUUUAAAAACAUUUAAAUGGACAAAAAUAAUGGUGUUUUUUUCACAGUAUUUGAUCAUUUAUUGCAUAUGCCUGUCACAUAGUCCAAGUACCCGAUCCUUGGCCAGUCCUAUCAUAGGAGGAUCUAUCAGGUGUGUGCAGCCUGUUUGGUGUAUGUGUGUAUGUAUGUAUAUAUAUAAUAUUUGGGAGUCUACGCCACCUCCACCUGUCAUAGAUGCCUAAUUCUUAUAUUGGCUCCCAAUAGUCCCAGCAUUUGGCAGGACAAUUACUAUUUUGGGGUCCUGUUUCUACAUUCCCAAUUAGUUCAUUGCGAUAUACUUUCAGCAAAGUAAAAGUCAGAAAGUGGUAUUCUCACAAUGAAAGAGUUUAUAUAAAAAUUACAAAGGAACCUGCUAAUAGAUGCAGAAAUCCAUUCAAGGAUAAAUCAUGGUUCCAUUUAGAUUUACUUGACAAGCUCAGUAAUAACCAAAAUUGAUUCAAUUCAGAAGCAAAACAACUAAAUUACUGGUCGAUAAACUUUUUCUGUCAGCAAAUGGCUUAUGAUAUAUAAGCAGCUCGAUCUUGAGCAGCCUCAUUCUGUGGUUCUUGAAAUAUAUAGUACAUCCCUCUGCUACUUUCAAUGUGAGAUCACACUGAUAUCCCAGCAAAAUAAUUAUCAAGCUCAGAGAUGAAUGUGUUUGUACCCAAAAUGCAUUUCCCAAGACAUCUCAUUUCACCAAAAGAUUGUGAGAAGGACUAUCAAUCCUACUUUAAUACGUGUACUCUGUGUGUAAUGUCUCCUGCAAUAAAGAGCAUUUAUUGACCCAAAGUCUCCUAUGCUGCCUUCUUACACGGUGUUCAGAUAGAUUUAGGGAAUUCAUUCACAGCUGUCUGUUUCUCAGACUUUAAAAUAAUUUAUUGUUUUCAGGUGUGAUGCACUUACCUCAGCAGAAGGGAUGUAUUUUGUAGAUCUAUGUUUGACGUGACUAUCCUACCCAACUAUUUUAGUUCAGGAAUAAACCGUCAGAAAUGAUGUAUUACUGGACCUUAGAAUAGCUGGGUUUAACAUAAAAAUGAGAGAAAGCGUAAAACAAGUCAAGAUCAUGGUACCAGAAAUAUGGAAAUACGAUUUAACUAGCCAAAUCAGGAUUAAAGAAAUCAGAAGGGUAAGUGUAACAAGUCAAAAUUGAAAAACCAGGAAAUCAAGGAACAAUAUAACACACUAUGCUAGGAACCAAGAGGGCAAUGACAAAUGGCGCAAAACUUUAUUUAAACCCUAUGGUGGACACUGACUUGCCACAUCACCUCUGUGACACGAAAAAGUGCUGGAAUGUGGUCGCUGUGAUGACGUGGCACUGCCUAUACGAUAUUUUAGCAUGAGAGGUUGGUGAGAAAAAUUACUCUUAAAGCUAGCAGGUACCCUGAUAUAUAUGUCGAAAAGAAAAGAGAAACUUAAAUUAUAACAUUAAAAGUAGCUUCAGCAAUUCAUUACGAUAUUUGAUUGGUUGGUAGUUUAGUUUGCAUGUGCAAUGGGAAUCAUGUUGGGUAAACUCCUGGGAUAUUCAUGGUUAUGUGGAAACCCAUAUACAAAAAACAUACCUAACUAGGUCAUUGCAUGUUAAACAUUAAACUAUUAAUAACAUAAUGUAAAAGUAGAAGAAAGAGAAAAUGUAAAACAUGUCAACAAAUAUAAUGCUUGAUUUAAUCAAGUGGCUCAGGUCGAUGUGCACCCAGUCUCUCUCCACUCCUGGGGAUAAAGGGUGCUGUUCUCUCAGGAUCCCAAGUGUGUGGGGCUGAAUGGGUUGCAAAGUUGAAGGUGGUGGUGGUGGGGAGGGUUCGGGGGGGAGAAAUGAGGCGGCCUCAUUCAAUGAAGUGAGUCUCAGCAUAUUGCCCUCCUUGAUGACAGUGAGGGAUCUUGGCAAAGGCCAGCAAAACUCCACUCCAGCCUGACAUAAUUGGCUUGUAACAAGGCCAAAGGACAUCCUCCAUUGUAAUGUAUUUCUCAUCAGGUCCUGAAAGAACAUCAACUAGGAGGACGGUCAUACGGGAUUUUGCCCCUCAACACUGCCAGGAUACGAUUUUUUUCUGUCAGAAACCGACAUCGGGUUAUAAAAUCCUUGGAGGCUGUAGAUGGAGCCUGUCUAGGCAUAUUAAUUCUGUAGAAGCCAUCAAACAUAAAUUUUUUUCUCCUGACUGUGCGGCAAGAUCAUGACCAUGAGACGUCAUAAGUAUUGGGGUAAUGCGGUUGGGUCAACAGAAUCAGGGAUUCCACCGAAUUUUAAUAUUUGUGUGUCUGUUGUGGUCCUCUGCCAGGUCUGCACUCAUUGUCAGGGUUUUUUGGAAAGACUGCAGUUGGUGCACAGUCUCUUUCAGACCUUGUACCUCUUGUUGUAAAUCCAGGAUAUCUUCCUCUGAGGUCUGUGUCCGCGCAGUCACCACCUGAACCUCACAUCAAAAUCCACCAUGAACAUCUUUCUCAGGUCCCAAAGUAGGUUGGAUAUAUCCUGCUUGUAUAUACUAUAUAGUGUCCAGUGCAUCCCAUUCCUUCUGCUCCACAGGUGGUGUGUCAGAUGUGGAGAAGGCCUUUGUAUCUGCCUGGAUAGUAUAAAGGCUGGACAGGCUCUGGUCAUGGUCCGACCAGGCUGCCAUCUUGGAGGCCAUGGGGCGAUGUAGUAUGGCUUCAAUAUCCUGGGAUUCCUUAAUCAUUUCUGGUUGUGGCCUCUGGUAUUGCCUACUCAGGUUGUCUGCGCUGUUUGUAGGAGGCCAAGAUUGAGUGGGGGAGAUGCAGAGUGUCAGCCUGUGUCUCUAGUUUCCCCUACGUGGCCCCUCUUUCCUGAUUGCGAGAACAAGAAAAGCAUUGGCUCACCCUUAGGAGGUUCAGAGUUUAGUGGUAGAUUGUGCAAAUGGCACUGUGGGACCACGGAUUGCAAUGCCAGGAGCUCCAAAGAAUGGUGUCCACUCAGCACAGACACCAUUCUCAAUCUACCACUAAACUCUAAACCUCCUAAGGGUGAGCUACAACUCGAUAUAAGCAUUAUUCACCUUAAAUUAGCAUCAAUAACCUUGCACCCAUUAAAAUCCUGUACCUACAGUGAUGCUCUAUAUUUAACUCCGAACACUGUGAAUUAAACUGUCAUUGGCACAAAUGAUUAAUUUAGAGGUAUUUUUUUCUCUUACAUUAUUACUGGGGACCCCCAACUAACAGUGAAAGAACGCCUAAAUCAAACUGUGUGCUCUAGUAACACCACUGCCUAUGGUUAUAUUAACAGAGAAUAUGAUUCUGCCAAAGUAUUCCUUUAAAAUGUCUUGUUUAUCAUUUGCUUUUUGUGAUGAAGAUUGUUUGUAGUGUUGACUUUUUUUUUUUAACUUUGUUUAAAAAAAUUAAACUUAUAUAUAUAUAUAUAUAUGUUUAUUUUAUAUGCCAACUGCAGUCAUACCCUAAAUUACUUAUGGGUCCUUCCUGUUUAUUUUUAAUAUUAUGCUGACUAGCUUCUGUACAAUACUAUAGGUCUUAUCAAAUAACAUCAGUUUGCAUUCACUUUAUUCUUGUCAUGGGCCAUACCCUACAAACACCAUGAAACGUUCUUUCAUAUAUUUUCCAAUAGUUAGAGGAAUACUAGAGGACAGUGUUGUGUUUUGUAUUAUAUUGUUUUCACUUAUGCAUUAUCUUGUGCAUAGAAGAAAUUGGGGGUCAUAAAGCAAUGAUUGAUAACUUUUGGCAUUCUUGUCUGUUGAAGACUUAAUGUGCCAGAGUUGUGAAGCAUUAAGAGAAACCUGAUCCACAAAUAUAUGGAAUGCUAAAAGUUACCCUUUACUGGUUGAGAAGCCUGAUAAAUUCCAUGAGAUGCAUGGAUACAUUUUCCUGCCACAGUGACCACCAAUAGCGGCACAUAUCAAAUGAUGUACACCAUGAUCUCUGAUAUAGGACCAUAUUUGACACAUACCACCUUCUAGUUAUCUGUUGUUUUUAUUUAUUUAUUUUUAUAUUCUUGUAUUCAAAUCUUCAAACCAUUUGCCCUGUGCCGGCAUCCACAAUGUAUAAGCAGAGCAUGAACCCAGCAGAGAAAUGCAUGCAAAAAUUAACUGAACUGUUCUAGAAUUCGAGUCCUGCAAGUUUACAUAGGGUUUUCCUUAAACCUGUUACACAGCAAGAAUUUUGUCUGCUCCUGCAGAGGUGAUGACUGGAGUUGGAAACCAUCCCACACGUUCUGGAUGCAUUUUAGGAUAAAUAAAUCAACUCUAUCAACAUCCUCAUUUUGGCCCUACCUGUGGUAGAGCUGUAAGCUAAAUUUAUGUUGCCAUUAAAAUUGGAUAUCGCCUUGUGCUUGGCAGCAAUGCACAAAAGGGGCACAGAAAGCCACCAAUAUUGGCACAGUUUCUUUACAGGCUUUUGAUAUAUUAUAAAAUUGUCUGUCAUUGCAUGCACAUUUUAUGCAUAGUCCAUUCCCAAAUUCACUUGCUAACUCCUGAGUUGUUCUGUCUGGCCAUUCCUAGAUAUUAAUUAGCCCUCUCUAUUUUCUAUCUCUUUGAAAACUAAAUUGUAUAUAAAAGUGCACGUGCUGCUGAAUUAAAAAUGAAUAAUAUAAUAUCUCAUAGCUUUAUAUAUUAGCUGAUGUUAAAUCACACACAGGAGGGGUCUUGCUGAUAGGAGGCUAGUUAUCCUAUGGCUCCCAAAGUAGCACGCCCCCUUGUCAAAGAUACACAGAAGUGGCACAGGAAGCAGCAUCCCUAUCUUUCGCAGGGACCAGAUGGUACUUGAACACAAAGGAAAUAAGUGUAAGACAAACAGUGUAACGCCUAAGGCUGUGAGAGAUAUAGCAGGUGGGAGACACAAAGAGAGCAACAGAUACAGACAAAAAGACAGAGGAAACCAGAGGAGCGCGGAGAUAGAAUGCUAAAUGUUCCUUUGCCAUCUGUUCUCUACCACAUUUUUGUCUCAACUUACAUGGGUGCAUAGAUAUUAGUGAUAAUGAACUUGGGGAUAGUAUUCAGCUGAUGGAAAGUCACUACCAGAAAGCAAGCGAAGUCAAAGACGUUUUUAAAGGAAAUGUGUCGCAAAAAAUAACUUCCUUUUUAUAAAAUGCUGAGUGUUAUAAAAGCACUCCAUUUUCUAAAUUAAAUUCUUUGAAAUAAUUUUUUGUACUUAUUUGAUCAAUACUGCUCUGUACUCUUGUAAUGUUAAAAAUGUGGUUUUAUAUACCUAUAAACCACAAGUAAAUGGCAAUAUUUAGAAUUUUAUCUAGAAAAACGUGUCAGUAAGUAGCAAUUGAGGGUUUUUAAAUGAACCGGUAAGUUGUUGCGCUAAGAAGACUUCAGGUCCAAGGCUUGCAUUGCUCAUCAUUUUAAUAAUCCAUUAUUUUAUAGAGUCGCCAGAUUUGAUUGUUGUAGAUAUGAAGUAAUGAUUUGGGCCCAGCUCUUUGAACUAAAAUGCAUUCAUAACUUUACUGAAUAGCUAAAUUUGUUAAUACUUGCCAAGUAAGUGGCAUUGACCAACAUCACUAGUUGAACAGUUUAGUUGAGUUUAUUUUAGAUUUGCCUGAAUUCUCAUUCAUUUUGUGUAACUAACAAUUUAGUUCCAGUCAUAACUGGCAUGUCAGUACUGGAAUGUAGAGCUUAGUAUAAGAUGUGUUUUACAGGUUCAACUUUCUUGUGCUUGCUGGAUGUUGUGCCAAUCAAGAACGAGAAAGGAGAGGUGGUUCUCUUUCUUGUCUCCCAUAAAGACAUUACAGAUGCAAAGACCCGAGCUGGGACAGAGAGCUGGAAAGACUCAGGUAUGACAUCAGACAAUUUCAUCGAGUGUUUUUUUUUAUUUUUAUUUUUUUUUUGUGGGUAACCUGUUGAUCAUAACUUUUCUUGGCAGGAAACAGAGAGCAUCAUGGACGAGCAACAGGAAAAGGUUUUAACGCUAAUCGUAGAAGGAGUAGAGCAGUGCUCUACCAUCUGUCUGGGCACCUGCAAAGGCAGAACAGAGCCAAUGCCAAAAUUGGAAAGGUAAUCCAUAGGUAUUCUUAUCAUAGCUGGUAUAUUAACAGCAUGGCUCGUAUUUGAUUUAACUCUUUCAGAGGCAAAAUGAUUGCAUUAGUCAAAUCUUGUUACCAAUGCCCAGAGCAUUUAAUGGCAGUUACUAAUAGUGCAUUGAAAGAUCAUUGUUUUAUUGUCAUAAACCGCUUCCUCUGAGCGGUCUGCUCAGCUCCCUCGCGCGCCGCAGAGUGAGGCUGGGAGCCGGAAGAUGACGUCAUAUUCCAGCUCCCAGCCUCACUCUGCGGCGCGCGAGGGAGCUGAGCAGAGUGCUCAGAGGAAGUGCUCCCUCGCCAGCCACCCGCCCAGUAGCCCGCCCAUCAGCCCGACCGGCAGCCACUGGACCACCAGGGAGAAAGAGGAACCCCCCCCCACCAGCACUCCCAAAGGUAAGGAGGCGGGGGGGGGGUUAAAUUAAAAAAUGUGAGUGAUUGUGUGUGUGUGUGUGUCUGACUGUGUGUGUGUGUGUGUGUGUGUUUGUGUGUGACUGUGUGUUUGUGUGUGACUGUGUGUGUGUUUGUGUCUGUGUGUGUGUCUGACUGUGUGUGUGUCUGACUGUGUGUGUGUCUGACUGUGUGUGUGUGUGUCUGACUGUGUGUGUAUGUGUGUGUUUGUGUCUGACUGUGUGUGUGUGUGUGUUUGUGUCUGACUGUGUGUGUGUGUGUGUGUGUGUGUCUGACUGUUUGUGUGUAUUUAGAAGGUGGGGUGGGGGGCAGGGGCGUAUUAGCCGCGAGGCAAACAAGGCAUUUGCCUUGGGCGGCAUUUUUCAGGGGGCGGCAAAAAACGCCGCCCCCCAAAUGCCCAGGGCAAAUGUCUUGUUAGCCUCGCGGCUAACAGACAUUCUGGGCGCUGGGCGGCAGUGGCUGCAGCGCUGGGCGGGCGAGCGGGCGGGCGGCCGGCGAGGGAGCUCUUCCCCUGAGCGCUCUGCUCAGCUCCCUCGCGCGCCGCCAGCAGAGUGAGGCUGGGAGCCGGAAUAUGACGUCAUCAACCCUGCUGGCGGCGCGCGAGGGAGCUGAGCAGAGCGCUCAGGGAAAGAGCUCCCUCGCCGGCCGCCCGCCCGCCCAGCGCUGCAGCCACUGCCGCCCAGCGCCCAGGGAGAGGAAGAACCCCCCCCAGCAUUACCAAAGGUAAGGAGGCUGGGGGGGGGGUUAAAUAAAAAAACAAAAAAAAAAAAGCACUAGUGUGUGUGUGGAUGUCUGUUAGUGUGUAUGUAUGUUAGUGUUAGUGUGUGUGUGUGUUAGUGUGUAUGUUAGUGUGUGUUAGUGUGUGUGUUAGUGUGUGUAUGUUAGUGUGUGUUAGUGUGUGUAUGUUAGUGUGUGUGGAUGUCUGUUAGUGUGUGUCUGUUAGUGUGUGUAUGUUAGUGUGUGUAAGUUAGUGUGUGUGGAUGUCUGUUAGUGUGUGUCUGUUAGUUUGUGUCUGUUAGUGUGUGUAUGUUAGUGUGUGUAUGUUAGUGUGUGUCUGUUAGUGUGUGUGUCUGUUAGUGUUAGUGUGUAUGUAUGUUAGUGUUAGUGUAUGUAUGUUAGUGUUAGUGUAUGUAUGUUAGUGUUAGUGUGUGUGUGUCUGUUUGCCUGUGAGUGUGUGUGUGUUUGCCUGUGAGUGUGUGUGUCUGUUAGUGACUGUGUGUCUGUUAGUGACUGUGUGUUUCUGUUAGCUAGUGAAUGCGUAUCUGUCAGUGAAUGUGUGUGUAUUUAGAAGGCGGAGCAGGGGGGAAGGUUGGGUGGCGGUUGCGCGGGUGGGGGUGGCGCGGGGGGGGGGUGCCUGAGUUUUGUCCUGCCUAGGGCAGCACAAAAUCAGGAUACACCACUGGUGGGGGGGAAGGUUUGGGUGGAGCUGGCGCAGGGGGAGGCGGGUGCCUAAGUUUUGUCCUGCCUAGGGCAGCAUAAAACCAGGAUACACCACUGGUUCCCCAUAGGAUUGGCUGAGACUGACAAAGAGGCAGAUCAGGGGCAGAGCCAGCACAAUUCAAACACAAACCUGGCCAGUCAGCAUCUCCUCAUAGAGAUGAAUUUAAUCAAUGAAUCUCUAUCAGGAAAGUUCAGUGUCUGCAUGCAGAGGGAGGAGACACUGAAUGUUUGGAUGCAUUUCAGGCAGCCAUGACCCUGGAAGGAUCUCGGACAUCUGAGAAGUGGCCAGUGAAGUUAUCACUAGGCUGUAUUGUAAACACUGCAUUUUCUCUGAAAAGACAGUGUUUACAGCAAAAAGCCUGAUGGUAAUGAUUCUACACACCAGAACAAAUUCAAUAAGCUGUAGUUGUUCUAGUGACUAUAGUGUCCCUUUAAAGGACCACUAUAGUGCCAGGAAAACAUACUCGUUUUCCUGGCACUAUAGUGCCCUGAGGGUGCCCCCACCCUCAGGGACCCCCUCCCGCCCGGCUCUGGAAGGGGAAAGGGGUAAAAACUUACCUUUUUCCAGCGCUGGGCGGAGAGCUCUCCUCCUUCUCUCCGCCUCCGAUCCUCCUCCUGGGCUGAAUGCGCACGCGCGGCAAGAGCUGCGCGCGCAUUCAGCCCGUCGCAUAGGAAAGCAUUUACAAUGCUUUCCUAUGGACGCUUGCGUGCUCUCACUGUGAAAAUCACAGUGAGAAGCACGCUAGCGCCUCUAGUGGCUGUCAAUGAGACAGCCACUAGAGGAUUAGGGGGAAGGCUUAACCCAUUCAUAAUUAUAGCAGUUUCUCUGAAACUGCUAUAAUUAUGAAAAAAUGGGUUAACCCUCUAGAAGGACUCCGGCACCCAGGCCCGACUACAUCGGGCACACCGCAAAUGCCCGGUGGGUCAGCGGUGUCCGCGGGGCCGAGGUCAGUAGGUAGUACCCAGGAUCUCCCGCCGGUUCAUGGUGUCGGCACUCCCAGCCGCCCCGCUUGUUCGAAGCCACGACGUGGGUCGGGUGGGGAGAUCAAAGAUCUCCCUCACCGGCCCACAUGCGGCCGCCGGCGGGGAGGGAGGGAGACAGCCAGCUAGGCUGGAGAGAGGACCCGGCGGAGCUCUAAUUUGCGGCUCCGCCGGGAUCCUCUCGCGAGAUCCGGCGCGUUGCCAUGGCAACGACCGGAUCUCGCGAGGAGUUCACUCACCCACGAGGACCACCAGGGAACACUGCCUCCUCGCCUCCAGUCCCAGAGUGCCGGUCCCCCCCUCCCAGGCUAAAGGUAAGAAGGGAGGGGGGGAAUAAUACCUGUUUUUUUUUUAUUAUUUACCCCCCCUACAUACACACAAUAACAUUUAUACAGCACUCUCACACCCAUCACACACAGCACUCUCUCACACCCAGCACUCUCUCACACCCAUCACACACAGCACUCUCUCACACCCAUCACACACAGCACUCUCUCUCACACAGCACUCUCACACCCAUCACACACAGCACUUUAACACACACAGCACUCUCUCACACCCAUCACACUCACAGCACUCUCACAGAGCACUCACACACACACAACACUCUCACAGCACUCUCACACCCAUCACACACAGCACUCUCACACCCAUCACUCUCACACCCAUCACUCUCACACCCAUCACACACAGCAUUCUCUCACAGCACUCUCACACCCAUCACUCUCACAGAGCACUCACACACACACAGCACUCUCACACCCAUCUCACAUACCCAUCUCACACAGCACACUCACAUCCAUCACUCACACACAGCAUUCUCACACCCAUCACUCACACACGGCAUUCUCCCAUCCAUCACUCACACACGGCAUUCUCCCAUCCAUCACUCACACACAGCAUUCUCACACCGUUCACUCACACACGGCACUCUCACACCCAUCACUCACACCCAUCACACACCGCACUCUCACACACACAUACUGCACCCCUCACAUACACACAGAACCCCCCCAACACACUGCACCACAAACAUACACAAUACUUCCAAAUAUAUAUAUAUAUAUAUAUAUGUAUACACGCACACACUACACUCUUAAAGGACCACUCUAGCCACCCAGACCACUUCAGCUUAAUGAAGUGGUCUUGGUGCCAGGUCCUUCUAGGGUUAACCCAUUGUUUUAUAAACAUAGCUGUUUCAGAGAAACUGCUAUGUUUAUCAAUGGGUUAAGCCUUCCCCCAAAGCCUCUAGCAGCGGUCUCAUUGACAGCCGCUAGUGGUGCUUGCGUGCUUUUCACUGUGAAAAUCACAGUGAGAGCAUGCAAGCAUCCAUAGGAAAGCAUUAUAAAUGCUUUCCUAUGCGACCGGCUGAAUGCGCGUGCAGCUCUUGCUGUGUGUGCGCAUUCAGCCGACGGGGCGGAUCGGAGGACGAGAGCUCCCCGCCCGGCGCUGGAAAAAGGUAAGUUUUAACCCCUUUCCAGAGCCGGGCGGGAGGGGGUCCCUGAGGGUGGGGGCACCCUCAGGGCACUAUAGUGCCAGGAAAACGAGUAUGUUUUCCUGGCACUAUAGUGGUCCUUUAAUAUACACACUCUGGAUCCCCUAUACACACACUAGAUUCCUUGUAAGCAAACACAUUCUACACCCCUAAACACACACACACACUAUAGCCUGUAUGCACACACUUGCUAUAUCCCCAAUACACACAUUCUCUACAGCCCAUAGCCACAUAUGCAUCACAUUACACCACAAACGCAACACAACUUAAACCGACCUUAUUACACAAUACCACACCACGACCAGCUCACUCUACACACACGCAAUACCACAAGCAGGCUCCAAACACAUGCACAAUACUCUUUCCUGGCCUUUUGUCUCCUGGUAUCCAUUUAUAGACACCAGAGACAAAUUGCAAGGAAACACAGUGCAAGCAUGUUAUUAAAUUUGCUUGCACUGUGCAAAACAAAUACAGGACUUUUUUCUCAUGCUAGAGCUCUUCAGCAGAGCUCUGCACAUGGUCUGCCCUGGAAGAGCAUUGAACCAACAUGCUCACUUUGAGAGGAGGCGUGUCUGUCAUUGGUGACAAAACACACCUCCUCUGCCCCGCCCCCUUUUUAGUGGGCCGCUGUGUUAAAAAAAUGCCCGGGCCGAAUUUUUCUCCCAGUCCGGCCCUGCCUGGCACCCAGACCACUUCAUUAAGCUGAAGUGGUCUGGGUGCCUAGAGUGGUCCUUUAAGACUUAUUAUGAUCUAUAUCAUGUACCAGGAGGGAAAAUAAAAAUUUUCAAACAAUUGCUUUGCUGUGCUAUACUCUCUCCACGUUAUGUGUUAAUUGGUUUACACGUGGGUAGACUGCAGUAAAGGUGUUUCAUAACAUCCACCAUUCUACAGCCUGACCAAUCUUUAUCUUUCCAUUCCACUAUAUCCACAGGGGGUAUUUGGUGAGAAGCCUAGAGUUCCUGAAUACAAGGUGGUUUCUAUGCGCAAGUCUCCUUUUAUUCUCCUUCACUAUGGCACCUUUAAGUCUUGCUGGGACUGUUUGAUCUUGCUAGCGACUUUCUACGUGGCAGUGACUGUUCCAUACAGUGUAUGCUUCAGCAGCGGGAAAGAGGAAGGCAUUGCGAGUCCCCGUAGCCCACCCAGUCCCUGCGAUCUCACUGUAGAAGUCCUCUUCAUACUAGGUAAGUAAUGAGCGAGGGCUUUUAAUAAAACCUAAGGAAAUACAGAGUACUGCUCAUGCUUUGUUACCAAUGUUUUUAGAAGUGCCAACUGUUUCACAUUUAACCCUUUCACUAAGAGGUGUCUGAAAUAAAGGUUCAUCACUAAGAACACAGGUAGUUCAUUCAGGUCACUCAGAUUUAAUAUUUUUUUUAUAAGUGCCACACACAAGCUGCCAACAUGUUGGCCUAAUCCAUUUUCCCGACAGUUAAUUUAUGAGACGACUUCUCUUUUGUGUCUGGGCCUGGACCAAUUUUCUGGCUGCAAUACAGUGAGAGAUUUUGGAAACCUCCGUAUGUUUCUGAGCAUCAAAGUGGGCCCUGAUUUCCUAAAAUAUUCUAAAAGAGGCUGAAUUCUGUUUGUUCUUUAAACUUAAUGAAAUUUGUGGUAACUGUGUAGCGGAGCUGGUCCUUCUGGCUGUCUUGAGUCAUUAAACCUAACUUUAAACCAUGCACAAAAAUGUGAUAGUGUGUGACCGUUUCUGUGCAAAUUGUCCAAAAUGUCUCCCAUUUACAUUACUGUCUCUGUCAACAGAUAUAGUUCUAAAUUUCCGUACAACAUUCGUAAGUCAGUCCGGGCAGGUAGUAUUUUCAUCGCGCCUCAUCUUCAUUCACUAUAUCAGGACUUGGUUCCUUUUGGAUUUAUUGGCUGCACUUCCUGUGGAUCUGCUCUACAGCUUCAAAGUCAAUGUGGUGGGUUUAAUCUUCUUCACACUGUUUUGCAUUAUCGGCUAUUCCUUCCAUUUAUGUGUCUGAAUGGCCAAUCAAUCAUUAUGGACCUCAUUCUCCUCAACCUACUUUUCUCCUCUUUACAUUUUUGUGUUACUCUUUAAAUCCUCACAAAACUUGGUUUCGAUAAAAUUUAUGGUUUGGGCAUUUCACAAAACUACCUUAGACUGGCUCAGUAAGAACAAUGUAAGUGACUUUUAAAGAAAAAUGCUUAAACUAAACAGAAUUGUAUGAAAGAGAGCACUUUUGUCAGCUUGUUAUUCCUGGUGCAUUUUCUGGUUACUGACCAUGAUUUAAAUUAUAUCUGCGUGGUUUGAAACAUAACCAAGUCAGCCAGAUUGCACCAUUGGUUUCUAAUAUGUUAAUAUUAUUUAGUAUGGUCUCUUCUUGCUCUACUCAUUACAGAUUUUCUGUAAAAUGUAGAGCUUACUGCAAAUAAAUAUAAAAUGGGUCAAUUCCAUAAUUUUUACUAACACAUAUUAUGAGUUUCUCACUCAUUUUAAGGGACACUAUAGUCACCAGUGCAACUACAUGUAUUCCUGACCCUAUAGUGUUAACACCACCAUCUAGCCCCCCUGGGCCCCUCAUGCCUCCAUAAAUAUAGCAAAAUCUUACUGUAUUCAAGCCAAAAGCUGUAACUCUACAUACUGUUUGCCUAAAAAAAACAAAAAACAAGCUGUCUGCUGACAUCAUUAGAAGUGGUGGCCUGAUCCAAUCACAGUGCUUCCCCAUAGGAUUGGCUGAGACUGACAAAGAGGCAGGUCAGGGGCAGAGCCAGCACAAUUCAAACAGAGCCCUGGCCAAUCAGCAUCUCCUCAUAGAGAUGAAUUGAAUCAAUGAAUCUCUAUGAGGAAAGUUCAGUGUCUGCAUGCAGUGGGAGUGUCUGCAUGCUGCCCUGUGCUCUGCUGACAGCAGAUCUGAGUGAAUUGAGGAGUUUUAUGCCUCAAUCAACUCGGAAGUCCCUCUGGUGGCAUUCUGAGUGACUGCAACUGUAGGUGUUCCUAGCUUUCAAUGUAAACACUGUAUUUUCUCAGAAAAUAGUGUUGACAUGAGAAAGGCUGCAGGGAGCUAUAGCUCUCACCUGAACAACCUCAUUAAGCUGAAGUUGUUCAGGUGGCUAUAGUGUUCCUUUAAGAGUAUUCCUAGGGAAAAUGUCUGAAUGACCUGUGGACAAGAAACCAUGCUUAAAGGGACACUAUAGUCACCCAGUCCACUUCAUCUCAUUGAAGUGGCGUUGGUGCAGUUGCCCUGUCCUUUUAACCCUGCUUGGUAAAACAUUGCAGUUUUUUUAGAAACUGCAAUAUGUACAUUGCAGGGUUUGAUCCACCUCUAGUAGCUAUCAUACUGACCGCAAGUAGAGGUGCAUUUUCUGUACUGACAAUUUAAAACUCUUUCAUGUGGUGCAGAAGCCCAUAGGAAAAUGAACACAGUAAAGGAGGAGACCAUAUUUAAAAGAAGAAAAACUACCACAGAGGAUGUAGUCUUAAAUUAGAGGGACAAAGGUUUAAAAAUAAUAUCAGGAAGUAUUACUUUACUGAGAGGGUAGUGGAUGCAUGGAAUAGCCUUCCAGCUGAAGUGUUAGAGGUAACACAGUAAAGGAGUUUAAGCAUGCGUGGGAUAGGCAUAAGGCUAUCAUAGCUAUACGAUAAGGCCAAGGACUAAUGAAAGUAUUUAGAAAAUUGGGCAGACCAGAUGGGCCGAAUAGUUCUUAUCUGCCGUCACAUUCUAUGUUUCUAUGAAAGCACUGGAUAUAAUGCUUUCCUAUGGGGAAGCUUAAAUGCACAUUAGGUCCCCUAUGCUCCUCUAUUAGAAGCAUUGAAUUGGACCAUUGCAGAGGAGGUCAUGCCUUCUCCAUGAUCCAUGUCGUGGGAGGCGGAGAGGUGAGCAGCUGGAAAAAGACAAGCAAAUAAUUUUAUUUUAUUAAUUUUUAUGGCAGACUUUACUACAACUAGGGACAGAGGAACUAUAGCAUUCGGAAUACAGGUCUGUAUACCUAAUGCUACAUUGUUCCUUUCUAAUAAAUAUAUAUUAAACUCAAUAUCCCUUAUCGGUAUGGUAGCUCCUAUCUAUGCUACAGACAAUGAUAAAGCAUCUGGCUUCCAUUCGAACUCUUCUUAUAAAUUGUUCACUUUAAUACCCUGCUACUUAUUCCUCAAAUAAUAAUCUUGUAUCAACCAUUAGCGUGCCAUUCAUGUCUUUCUGUUUUCCUUUUUAGUCUUUUUUAUUCCACCUUCAUGGUUUUCUCUUUACUGCUUAUAAAAUUAUAAUUCACCUCUCCUUUUAUUCAAAGUAUUUUGGAGCUCAUCUCCUGAAGGCCGUGCGCUUGCUGCGUCUGCUGCGCCUCUUGCCAAGACUGGAUCGCUAUUCUCAGUAUAGUGCGGUGGUUCUGAGCCUCCUUAUGGUUGUAUUUGCUCUCCUGGCGCACUGGGUUGCCUGUAUUUGGUAUUUCAUUGGCCAGCAAGAGAUUGAGAGCAGCCAGUCAGAAGUACCAGAAAUUGGUAAGGACAUCAAUGCAUUGCUUCAUAAUGGCUGCAUUAUUAAUUGACUAAAGUUUAUUCCACUCUGCACCUGUAGAACAUCCCUAUUAUCCACAUUGAGAAAGAAAACACUGUCUGUUGAAGGGAAAAUACUGCAUCAAAGAAAAUAAUUGGUACUUUGCAGUAUAGUACAUAAUACAACCAAUGAACAAUAUCCAAGUUUGGUAUACUAAUGUCAAAGUAUAAAUUUCCACUUGUGUAUAGCUGUGUGGACUGUUAGGGCUGCGGUUGUCCGACAAUGUAAAUGAAGUGUUAAGCACUUUGUAAAUGUAACACUGUGUGGUCUGCUGCUGUAGCACUAUUGCAUCAGUUAUUGACACAUUAUUAUGGUUAUUCACUAAAGUGAGCAUUGCCGGGUAUUUCAAAUUGAAAGUAGCUCAGUCAUGUCUCCACUUUGCCUUUACUUAAUUUAUCUUUUCUUCCUUGUCCUCUGUCCGUUUUUGUUUUGUUUUGUUUUUAAACUCGCAAAGUUUAAUUUUCAAUGAAAUUUGUUACAGGAAACUCCAGUCACCAGAACGACUACAGCUUAAUGUAUUGUUUUUGGUGUGUAUAUCAUGUCCCUGUAGGCUUUUAGAGAAAAGGCAGUGUUUACAUUGCUGCCUAGUAACCCCUCUUGUGACAGUCACUCAGACGGCCACUAGAGGUGAUUCUUAGUCCAGUGCUGCACCUAUUUUCAGUGUCUCCACACUCUGAAUGGAGGAGCUAGAUGUUCCCUGUAGAGAUGCAUUGAUUCAAUGUAUCUCUAUGAGGAGAUGCUGAUUGGUGCAACAUUUUGUUGUGCAUCUGCAAUAGUCUCCCAAUUCUUUCCUAUAAGAAAGUUUGGUUUGGCUGAGAUCAUCAAUAUAGAUGAUCUCAGCCAUGGGGUCCGGGCCAGCCACGAUGGGAACAGUAUGGCAUGGAAAGAGGGUGAGUAAAAACACAUUUCCCAUGUUAUCAGAGGAGGGAGCGGUAACCUACACAGAUACACUUACUAACAGACACACUCCCUCACUGACAGACACACACAUUUUCUCACAAAUUUUCUCUACAUUUUCUUACCACCAGGACCUGAGCAUCCAUUCAAUAAACAUCUGCUUAUCUCAACUUGCAUGCAGAUGUUUAUUGAAUGGAUGCUCAGGUCUUGGUGGUAAGAUAAUGUAGAGAAAAUGCCCUGCUACUGAUGCAAAAACUUCAUAAAAAUAGAUUUACAAAAGAAAACCAUGGUGCACAGAUUAGGUAUAUGUAUUUAUUAAAUGCAAAAUGUAAUUAAAAUACUGGAUUGUCCUUAAAUCCCAAAACAGGCGUAAGAAGGGUUUAUAUUUUUCUGUCAUCAGGCAGAUUCUAGAUCCUUUGACAAUUAUCCAUCUUUAAGGUGAUGCUCCAUCAGUUCGAUGGAGUAAAACCAAUAAAAUAGCACUUUGGUGAAAACUGGAAACAUGAGUGAUGCUAAAAACAUAAGAUCAGCAGACAUUAAAUUGAACUGGGAGCUGCUAUAAAAGUACAUUUGUAUACUUUGUAAUGCAAGUUUGUUUGGAACAUAAAUAACUAGAGUGUUGAAAGUGGCAUUUUAUUGGAAUUGCUGGUCACAUGACCUGCAGUUUCCAUUAACAUCCAUAUAGUUAUUGACUGGCUAUGUGUUAUGAAGCUGUAUUUAUGCAAACCGCAAGUCAUAUGAUAUGUGCAUUCAAUGAAAAUAUAUAUAUGUUUUUUUUAAAAAGUAAACAACUUUGUUUUAUUAUUCUUCAUGACUAUGUAAAAGUUUCAGUAUUUUUUUUUUUUUUAUGCAGUUUUGUUCAAUAUGCUGUUUUUAUUACUGUUAUUCGGUCUGCUAUCAAUUGGAUUAGCCAUUAAAUGACUAAAUAAAGGGACACCAGCAAUCUAGUUAUGAAAGGACUUGCUAAUAUUGCAUUAUCUGACCAAUAUUUAUGUCAGUGGGCAUGUUUAGAAUACCAUCUCUGCAACUGUUUUCCGUAAUGAACGGGAAAUAAUACACAGAUCACCUCCUUGCAGUCAGAGAGCCCUAAUCCCAGACAGAACUAGGACAUACAGACCCAGGUCUGCUCAAGAUUUGUGAGAGCUCACAAAGCCUUGGUUGGUAUUGGAGAACAGCUUGAGCCCUUGCCCACUAAAUGCACUGGAAUGGCUACACUCUAAUUCAAUCACCAGACAGAUACUGCUCACUCAGUCCAAUCUCCUCUACAAUGAAGGUCUGGUUCUUGAUCAGGAGACCGACUCAAAUAACUCCGUCACCCAACCCUCUCAUAACACACAACCUUGAGCUAACAAAAUCUCUCCCCAUGGGAGAGUUAGCUUUCCUGGGCCCUGGUGCAGUAAUACUGAUUUGAGCAGUGCUUGGGACCAUGGGACUCCAGAAACUGGAAUAUCUUAUGGCUUCACGCACAGCAACCUUAAUGGAGUAAUUUAGAUAUGCACAGUUUAAACACUAUUACAAGUCCAUACCAAAUAAUUUCACACUAUCAAGGGAUAGCACUACAUUUGAGGAUCUGUGCAUGAGAGGCAAACCAACUGAACGUGGCAUAUCGUUUAUGUACCAACUCUUGCUCACACAAACUAGUACCGGCUCAGAAGCUUAUCGGAGGAGAAGGGAGGAGGCUCUGGGGGUAGUCCAAAAUCUUGAUUCUUAAUCAUCGGAGCACAUCAUGCUCAAAAUUUUAAGAGACAAACUAUAAAAGGCUCUCUUUUUGGUAUUAACCUGCACAAAAUCUUUACCACACAUUCUCCUCUGUGUUGGCAUUGUGGUGAGUCACCUGGAACCCAUUUCCCUAUUUGGUGGUCAUGCCCUGAUAUAUAUAUAUAUACAUUCUGAGAGGGGGUUAAUUAUACCAUUGCAAUAAUUCUGGCAAAGACACCACUGUUACAGCUGGAGAAUCUCAUCCUACACCAGGCAUAGGCAACGUUAGCACUACAGAUGUUUUGGACUACACCUCCCAUGAUGCUUUGCCAGCAUUAUGGGUAAGAGCAUUAUGGUGGAUGUAGUCCACAACAUCUGGAGUGCCAAAGGUUGUCUACCUUUGUCCUACACCAUUCUAGUCUUCCAUUGUCUAAGAAUAAUAAAAUAAAUUAUCUGGUUCCUCCUAAAUGCAGCCAAAUCUCUUAUACCUCUUAAAUGGAAAACCACAUAAAUCCCAACAAUUCAACACUGGCUAGCUAAGGUUGCCAAGAUAGAAGCAGCUGCUAGAGAUACAAAUGCCCAUAGAUGGUAUCCUUGGCUAGAAUUCAUAUCCUGUGAAUAGGCAGGGGCUCCUGACAGGCAGAGUCAGAGGGAGGAUGGGAGCUGUCCUGGUUCGGACAUACAAAAUUAAAACGCAAUAGGGAGAUGCCCAGCAUGGAAGCACUCCCUUCUUAACUGUCUUCACUCUAACCUAGGACUAGCACGGGAGCUUUCUUAACUUCACUUAGCUUACUCAACUUCACUCAGCUUACUCAUAUCAACCUCUUCCAAGUCUCUUAUCCUAUUUGUACAUUUCACCCUUAACCUCAUUACUCUGAUACUCUGGCCAACCCUGUAUAUUACUAGAGAAGGUCCCACUGGUCCCAAGAGUCAUGUAGACAGGAAUUCUGUUAUACCUAAGAGACUAGAGGCAAGCGAAUAUGCUUCAUAUGAACACACUGCAGAACAUUCUGUUUUAACUGGUCUUGAUGGGGUUGACUCACUUGGUUGAACACCAAAAUGGCUUUUCAUUAAUAAUUAUCACUGCUCCAGGUAACCAGUCAGUGGACCAUUUUAUAAUUAAAUGUAUUUAUACUUCUGUAUUUUCCUUAAUUUUUAUUGUUAUUUUUAUUGUUAUUCCUUUUAUUGCCAUUUAUUAUCUAGUCAUUCAUUUUGGUAUAUUCUAUAUAUUUAUUCUUUAUUUUAUAUUUUUUUAUUUCUAAUAUUUUAGUCACUAAGGCCUUGAUUUUAAUCCAAAAAUAUUAAGCAAUUUAAAAAAGCUUAUCAAAAAUAUGAAAUCCAGGCCUAAUGUGGAAGUUUUUUUUUUUUCAUGCUAACCUGACAUGAUUUUAGAUAAUUCUUACUCCGUAACUAAAAAUAUUGUUUGUGGGUUUUUUCUAAAUAUAUUACUAGCCACAAGACCUACAGCUUUCCAUAAUUUUCACAGGUUGGCUACAAGAGCUAGCUCGACGUUUGGAAACGCCGUAUUACAUGGGAAGGAGAAAUGGAAGUCGGGAAGCAACACUUCAGGACAAUGGGUCGACUUCCAAUGGAACGAGUGUUGUUUUAUUAGGGGGACCCUCUUCUCGGAGCUCUUAUAUAACGUCCCUGUACUUUGCACUCAGCAGUUUGACUAGUGUGGGUUUUGGAAAUGUCUCUGCGAACACAGACACAGAAAAAAUCUUCUCUAUAUGCAUCAUGAUGAUUGGAGGUAAUAGGAUAAACUACAUAUUAGUUGUAGUAUAAGGACUAUUUAGGAUUAGAGUGGUGUUAAAUUUAGCAUUUGAAUACAGGGGGUGUUUUUAAGAUUAUUGAUUUUAGUGCUAAAGUUGCGUUAAAGGGAAUCUAUAGUGUUAGGAAUUCAAACCUGUGAUAUCCUUCAGUGCUGGGUCGGUGCUCCGCUUCCUCCGACGUCACCCGACAGGGGGGGGGCACAUGCACGGCGAUUGCCACAGGUGUAUUAGGCCCUCCCCGUAGGAAAGCAUUUUAUAAAUUUUAAAUAUUUUUAGAUGUUUUUAUAUAAAAUAGAUCAAAUGAAUAGCAUAACAGAGUUGUUGUCAGAAAUGUGAUGUACUUGACAGAAGUGCACAGUGUGACAAAACCUUGUGUAAACUCUGAUGUGUUGUCCUUCAACUGUAUAGUUACUUUUUUGGGGGGUAAGUGGUUGUAGUACUUAUCAGGCCAUAUUUUCCACUCACUCUUUAUUAUUUCCUCGUUUCAGCAGAAUCCCUCUCCCAUACUCUUUCUUCACACGUCUUUUCAUUAAUUAGUGGUUUUCAGUUCUUUGUUUAUGCAGAUUUUUCUAUCUUUGCAUGUGUGGGCCAAGAGUGGGCCAUUUCCAUGGAGACUUCUUGUGCAUACGUGUGCGUGGGAGUGUGUGCAUUUGGUGGCGGGAUUCUCAAUCUGUGUAUUUAUAGCUAGAAUUUAUGCCUAAAAGGUUAAAAUAUAUAUAUAUAUAUAUCAUUUCUUAGAACUCCAAAAUCAACUUAUAAACAAGUGCUCUUACCAGCUACUUUAGAAAACAAUGCAAAGUCCGAGGUGACUUAUGAGUCUGAAAGCAGUUUCAGUCUGCAGUUUAGCCUUUUAUUUUAUUUUAAAUACUAUUGUUUCUAUUUUGGAAAAAUUAUCACCACCUUUCAUUUGCAGCCUUGAUGCAUGCCCUGGUGUUUGGAAAUGUGACGGCUAUUAUUCAACGCCUGUACGCAAGACGCUUUCUUUAUCACAGCCGUACUCGUGAUUUGCGAGAUUACAUCCGCAUUCAUGGGAUUCCCAAGCCCCUUAAACAACGCAUGCUAGAAUACGUGCAGACCACAUGGGCAGUAAACAAUGGAAUUGACACAAAUGAGGUAAGUUCCAUCAUGCAGUUUAAUGCACAUACGAUUGCAAUGUUCAGCAAGGGUAUAUGCCAUCGGGUCCCGCCUUAAUGUGUUAUUGAGUAUAAAUAUACAUAAAGCAAUUAAUUGAUCACUCCUUGUAAAAUGAAGAAUAUCCCCUUGUUUUUAACUUUAAAUAAGCGAAACUUGAAAAAGAUCUUUGGAAGCUCAAAACAUUGCUGGUUUAAUGUGACACUAGAGGCACCAAAACAACGUUGGCUUAAUGAAGCAGUUUGGCUGUAUAACUGAUGUCUCUGAAGUCUCCCUGUUCAAUUCUCUGCCAUUUAGGAGUUAAAUAAGUUUUGUUUCUGUUUACGCAGCCCUAGUUACAUCUCCCCUGGCUGUGACUCACACAGCCUGCUAGGGAAAAAAAGGUUAAAUUUUAAUCUGAUGGUAACUAACUUUAGAAAUGUUUAUCUCCUGCUCUGUAAAUUAAACUUUAAUUACACACAGAAGUCUCCUGCAAGGUCUAGCAAGCUAUUAACAGUGCAGGAGAUAAGAAAUUCUAAAUUAAACAGAAUGUGCAAUAAAGUGAGUUUAAACAUUAGAUCUCACUUUACAGGAAGUGUUUAGGAAAGUUGUGCACAUUAUUUGCAGGGAGGUGUGACUAGGGCUGCAUAAAUAAAGUAAUUUAACUCCUACAUGGCAGAGAAUUGAGCAGUGAGACUGCAGGGGCAUGAUCUAUACACCAACACUGCUUCAUUAAGCUAAAGUUGUUUUGGUGACUAUAGUGUCCUUUUAAGUGUCAAACAAGAGGAAUUUUCUUCACUUUUCAUUCACUGCUGGGUUGAUUCUGUGUUUUUUAAACACAGUAUUCAGCAGUUCACCCUUUAUGUUAUAAAGACUACAUUUAACUAAAAAUGCCUAUAGAUGCAAAUUGCUAAACUAUGCAAUAUGCUCUGUCAUUUGUGCCUUUCACAAAAUGCAAAGAAUUGUAUCUUGUUUAAGCUGCCAGUAAUGUCUACUUUUCUUCAUUUUUGUUACCACCCCUUCAUCAAUUAUCACGUUCUUCAUAUUUCAUGACUAUUUAUGACCCUACAUAUGAAGAUCUAAUGUAAAACACCAGAAUAUGCAAAAAAAAAUAAGCAUGACAAUAGAAAUUUGACAUAAAAACAGAAAUGACCAAAUAUUUUAUUUUUUUGCUGCAGUUUCAUCCAUUCCCCUUGAAUCUUCAUUGUUUGUUUUCUUUUUCUCCUCUGUCAUACCUGCAGCUUUUGCAUAGCCUUCCAGAUGAACUGCGCGCUGACAUUGCUAUGCAUCUCAACAAGGAGUUUCUGCAGAUGCCGCUGUUUGCCAUGGCAAGUCGUGGCUGUCUGCGAUCACUGUCCCUAAAUAUCAGACCUUCAUUCUGUACCCCUGGAGAGUACCUGAUCCGACAGGGCGAUGCAUUGGAAGCUUUAUACUGUGUGUGCUCAGGAUCCAUGGAAGUCCUCAAGGAUGGCGUUGUAUUGGCAAUAUUAGGUGUGAAGGGAACCCGCAAUAUAUUUUAAGUUCUAAACCAGAUCGAAACAUCGAAAAAAAUGAGUGUCCCUGAUCUUUUCACUUUUAACAAGAAAUGCACAACCUGCAUUUUUAUCCAAUAUCUAUGUCAAAAACAAUAAUGGUGCAAUAAAAAAUAUGAAUAUUUAGAAUGACACUAAAUAUAAUGGAGAGGAAGAUGAUCCACUUGAUGCAGAAUACUGGAGAGAUGUGUAAAACAGCAAACUGUACUUGUGCUGGUUAAUCCACUAAAGUGUAUUUUCUCUACAUAAUGGAACAGAUUAUAACAGAUUGCACACAAUUGACCUUAGACACAUUGAUUUUCCUGGUAUAGUAUAACUGACAAAAUAAUUCACUAACCAUGGAAACUUGUACAAUUAGUGAAUUCAGUAUUCUGCUCAUUUCAAUACAAUGUUGUUUGGGUUUUUUGAAAAGUUGAUAUUUAUGUCUCAUCUCAAGUAAUAGAAUAAAGGUGUUUACUUCUCUGUAGGGAAGGGUGACUUGAUUGGCUGCGAGGUCUCUCCUGUGGAUACAGUGAUUAAAGCGAAUGCAGAUGUCAAAGGACUUACAUAUUGUGACCUUCAAGGCAUCAGUUUAAAGGGACUUCGUGACACGUUAUCACUGUAUCCGGAAUAUGCUCAGAAAUUCACAUGUCAGAUCACAAACCAGCUCAGCUACAACCUGGGAGGCAGUAGAUGUGAGCCCGAGGUGAGCAAACUCUGUAAAGCAGGGGUAGUCAACCUUUUAAUACACACUGCCCACUUUUGUACCUUUGUUGAUGGUAAAAGGGUUGUUCUUUUUAAAUAUGUACUUAAAUUUGUCUAUUUCCCCCUUUGUUUCUAUUCUACUUUUUUCUAUGUGUGUGUUGCUGCAGUGCAUUUGUGAGGGGACAGUACGUGGUAAAUAUGUACUUAAAUUUGUCUAUUUUUCCCCCUUUGUUUCUAUUUUCUAUUCUACUUUUUUCUAUGUGUGUGUGUGUGUGUUGCUGCAGUGCAUUUGUGAGGGCACAGUGCGUGGUAACACGUGGCAAUGCUCUGACCAGCCUGCUCACAGGAGAAACACAGAGCCUCAGAGUCUAUUCCCUCUCUCUACUGGAACUAAGUGCCAGUGGACCGGUGAGAGUGAUCUAUGAUCUUCUCACGAGCCCGAGAGGGCUUACAGGAAGGCUGGCUCUGCAUGGGCCAACAGGGGAGAUGAAAGAAUCUGCCUUGGCCCGAAGUCAUUGAGGCCGACUGGGCGUUUUCUGCAGAACCCACCACCACCCACCUGAAAUUCCAAACCAGCUUGCAUUUGGAUUUCCCCAUUGGAAAGCAGUAUACAUUGCUUUCAUAUGGUGAUUCCGGUGGCGCUGGAUGUCCUCGUGCAUAGCGUGAGAACAUCCAGCAUCAGCUAGGCAACCAAAAGUCGCCUGACAACCUGGGAGUCCCUCUAGUGGCUGUCUGGUAGACAGCCACUAGAGGUGGAGUUAACCCACAGAGCUAAUUAUUGUAGUUUAUAAAAAAAAACUGCAAUAAUUAGCUUUGCGGGGUUAAAGGACCUGGGACACUGCACCCAGACCACUACAAUGACCUGAAGUGGUCUGGAUGCCUAUAGUGUCCCUUUAAUGUCACAUAAAACAUGUAAAUUAAAUCUGAUUGUAACUUCUGAGUCUGAUACUCGAGUCAAUUACAUAUCACUGUGAUAGUCUAAAUGUAUGAUAGGCAGAAGCAUAUUCAUUCUUUUUUUUGUGUUUUUUUUUUAGACAGAUGCCUACACUCAAGAGUCACCAAGGAAUGUAUCUUCCCAGGAUAAAGACUCACAUGUAUUCUCAGGUCUCAGCACUUCUCUACUCACUCCAAAGAAAUCUUCUCAUCUCCACCUUUCCCCAUCUCGGUUUUCUCACUGCAGCCCCCAGCACAAAUCUGCAGAAGUAACACCUAAAAGCACACCGCGUCGGCUGAUUGCUACAAAACUGCAGAUACCAUGUGUUUCCUACUCCAAACCACCAGAACUCAGUCCCAGGUAAUGAUUAUUAAAGCUGGGGGUGUUGAAAUGUGGUUCCUGAUAAGUUGCUUGACUACUCCCAUUCCUACAGGAAUUUUGAGUCUGGCAACAUCAUGGGUCUUGACAUUCAACAUUCCAAAUCUAAACCUAACAUUGUUUGUUCUCUGUUCUUUGUAAUGGAGUAAAAUCAGCAUACACUCAUGUUUUCCUUAGGGUGGUAGAUGGGAUAGAAGAAAAUUCUGACUCAACUCAACAAAAGUUCAACUUUCCAAACUUCAGUGCUCUUCAAGCUUCUCCAGGUAAGCUCACCAAAGACCAAAAAAAUUGGCUUAUGACAUUGAUCAUUCAGGCAUAAAAUAAUUUUAAUACUCUAAUCAACCAAGGAACCACCAGAUUGACUGGUAGAGAGGUGGUAGUGAGACCGGGGCAGGAGUGAGUAUGACUUCAACAUUGCCUGAAGCACCAAGGAAGCACAUACAAGUUACUUUGCAUGACAGAGCAGAAGGAUAGAAGUUGGCUCCAUAGAUAGUAACAUGUCUAUAUAAUUCUUUGAAGCUAGGCUAUCAACAUUUAGUUCUUGUACUAUUCACCACCUUAAAAAUUAUAGGACUUUGGUAAAGGUUGGGUAGAAAUUGUAAGGGCAUUUGGGCCUUUUUGCUGCACAGUUAAGAUACUGGUCUUAUCCGAUAACUUUAAAGGACACUCUAAGCAACAUAAACCACUACAGCUCACUCCUAAAUAGUGUGAUAGUUAAACAGGGGAUGGCAUUAUAACACUAUAGACAACAUAUACACUGCAGCAAGCUCUAAUGGUUUGUUACUUUGUGUCCCUUUAAAUGUUUAAGUUGAAUGGAUACUCAAAACGUUUAUUGUUACAUUUUAAAAAGCCUUUCAGACAUCUCUAAUACUGCUGUUCAUCCAAAACAACGUGAUGAUUUUCAGGGCCGGACUGGGGAUUCCAAAGCAGCCCUGGAAAAAAAAUCUAUGCCAGCCCCAUAAGUCAUUGCGCCAUAUAUUGUCGCAUGUAAUAUGUAAGGCUAUGUCAUGUCACCCUAGAUGAUUGAGAUAUAUAUAUAUAUAUAUAUAUAUAUAUAUAUAUAUAUAUAUAUAUAUAUAUAUAUAUAUAUAUAUAUAUAUAUAUAUAUUGCUUUUUCCAAUAUAAAAUAUUGGUCCUUUCAGAGUAAAAUUUUUAAUUAUACAGUAAGCAUACUCACAUGCAGACACAGACAAUCUCACUGACACAAGCUGAUUGAUACACAGCCUCACAGACAAACAAUCUCACUGAAAUACAUAAGUUAAUUGACAUAAAAACACAAGCUCACUCAGUAGCAGGCGUACACACACACACACACACGCAAGCCCACUCACUAGCAGGCGCGCACACACACACAGCUUAAUGUAGUGGUUCUGGUGUCUAUAGCCUGUCCCUGCAUGCUUUUCAAUGUAAACACUGACUUUUUAGAGAAAAGGCAGUGUUUACAUUGCUUCCUAGUGACAGACACUCAGACUGUCACUAGAGGUGCUUCCUGUGUCAGUGCGGAUUGGCUGAGAUCAUCAAGCUAGAUGAUCUCAGCCGUAGAGGCAGGGCCAGUCGAGGGGAGACCAGCACGACGGGGGGGGGGGAAGGUGAGUAAAAACACACAUACACACACAAAUACCAUGACAGACACACACCAUGACACAGACAGACUGCGACACAUACACACACAAACCGUGACACAGACAGAAACACAGAUACACCAUGACAGACACACACCUUAAAGGACCACUAUAGUGCCAGGAAAACAUACUCUUUUUCCUGGCACUAUAGUGCCCUGAGGGUGCCCCCACCCUCAGGGUCCCCCUCCCGCCGGGCUCUGGGGAGAGGAAGGGGUUAAAAUCUUACCUUUCUCCAGCGCCGGGCGGCGAGCUCUCCUCCUUCUCUCCUCCUCCUCCUCCAUAGCGGCUGAAUGCGCAUGCGCGGCAGGAGCCGCGCGCAUUCAGCCAGUUCAUAGGAAAGCAUUUACAAUGAUUUUCUAUGGACGCUGGCGUCUUCUCACUGUGAUUUUCACAGUGAGAAGCACGCAAGCGCCUCUAGCGGCUGUCAAGAGACAGCCACUAGAGGCUGGAUUAACCAUAUUAUAAACAUAGCAGUUUCUCUGAAACUGCUAUGUUUAUAAAAAAAAAAAAAAAAAGGGUUAAUCCUAGAUGGACCUGGCACCCAGACCACUUCAUUAAGCUGAAGUGGUCUGGGUGCCUAUAGUGGUCCUUUAAAAAAGAGACACACACACACCAUAACACAGACAGAUCGUGACACAGACAGACAGACAUUACAUGACACAGACACACACCACGACACAGAGAGACUGUGACACAGACACACACACCGUGACACAGACACACACCAUGACACAGACAGACACACACAAUGACACAGACACACAUUGCAUGAGACAGACACACACCAUGACAGACAGACACACACAAUGACACAGACACACACACACCAUGACACAGACAGACACACACACCAUGACACAGACACACACAAUUGCUACCUGUGUGCUGGCAUGGGGAGCUCUGAUGACGGCCGCAUGGGGGAGCUGGCUCUUCUUGCGUCCGCAGAGGGAGCUCUUUUGGCGGCCGCAGGGGAAGCUGGCUGUACUGGCGGCCGCAGGGGGAGCUGGCUGUUCUGUCUCUGCUACCCCUCCCCAGCGUGCCGCUUAAUGAGACCGGGGCCAGAAUAUGACAUCAUAUUCCGGCCCCGGUCUCAUUAAGCGGCGCGCUGGGGAGGGAGAGCAGAGACAGAACAGCCAGCUCCCCCUGCGGCCGCCAGAACAGCCAGCUUCCCCUGCGGCCGCCAAAAGAGCUCUCUGCGGCCACAGGUGAGCCAGCUGACAGCCCGGCCCCAGGUGCCGACGGCCCACUGGGAAAUUUCCCGGUAUCCCGGUGGGCCAGUCCGGCCCUGAUGAUUUUGACAAAAAUGUGUGAAAAUGUGCAGUCAGAUUUCUCUGUGGAUCAACAAACCCACUAUAUUAACUAUUCUUUUCUUGAAUAUUUUGUUUUUUCAAAACAGAAUCCAGAGGUUAUUUAAAAACCUGUACAGUAUCUGAUAAAACAACCUCUUUAGGCAGAGAAUUCCACAUCUUUAUUGUUUUUACAGUUAAGAACACUUUCCUCUGCCGUAGGCAAAAGCUUCUCACAUUAAGUCUAAGUGGGUGAACAAUUGUUCAUUGUAUAGGUCUAUUGCGCUGUUUGUACUUUGUAAACCAGUUUGUUAUUUUAAUUUUUUUUGCCUUUCUACAUAACUAAUUAAUUUUGUAGAUACCUCUGCACUCUUUCUAGUUCCAUAACAUCCUUCUUAAAAAAAAUUGUAUUUAUUUAAUAUUUUGGAAACUCUCUCACUAUUGAUUUAUACAUAGGCAAGAUUAUAUUUUUGUUUCAUUAAUUAACGGUUUAUGGAUCACUGUAUCUUACUGGCCUUAGCAACCAACUGCUACAUGACAUUGCACAAUAUUGUGUGGUCUGUUGUCUGUCACUUUUUAUUUACUUGAUUAUUCAAUUUAAGAUGCACAACCUCUCUGCUUGGGAGAGCUGGAUUGGACAUUCUUCCUAUUGUCCAGUGGACGCUGCUGGGUUCACUGUGCUUUGUUGGCACAGCUUCAGUCUGCACCCUGUAAUGAUGUUAAUGUCAGUGACUUCACAUUUCGGUUCAGAGCAUCACUACAGAGUGCACAGGGGUCCUGAGCAGGAAGAGCACAGUAUUUACACAGCUUCCUUGCCAACCCCCUGAUUUUUAAAUAGCGCCAUAUUAUGGUCACUAUUUCCCAAGCGCUCCCUUACUUAAAUGUUUGACAAAAAGCUAUUUUUUAUUUAUAGCUGAGAUAUAAAGGUGUCAUUUAAUAGGUUACAUUUCCUCUAGUUGAACAGCUAGUCCCGCAGUCCCUGUCAAUGCCCGGGAAUUUAAAAUCUUAAAUUAUUUAAAGCAUUAGCACAAACUGAAAAGGCUGCACAUUUGGACUUUACAUUUUAUCUUGCUCAUCAUAAUAGUUGAUGCUUGUAACAUAUAUCUACAACUAAGACAUUGCUCCUCUUAGCUCCCAAAAAGAUGUUUACCUAUAAGGCCUCCUCAUAUUCAUUUGUUUCAUCAUUUGUGAUUUCCGUAAAAGGAACACUAUAAGAUCAGGAACACAAACAUGUAUUCCUGACCCUAUAGUGUGAAAAAUUCUAUCCAACCCACUGUCCCGCCCUCCUCCCCUUUAUUCCAGUCUGCUGGUGCUGAUCUCGGCCAAUCACAAUCUGAGGAGUGGCCACUAGAGGUGUCCCUAGGUUGUAAUGUAAACACAAUGUUUGCUUCAAAAAAGCCUGCAGGGACAUGCUAUACUUACCAGAACAACUACAUUAAACUGUAGUUGUUCUAGUGACUAUAGUGUCCCUUUAAAACAAGGCUACAAUUUUAAAAAGGUGAACAUAUCCAACUCACUAUUCUUACCAUUCUAAACAAUAUAUUCUCAUUUAAAUUCACUAGUUAUGGCUUAUUCUUAUAUUGUUACUCAGGCUCCUUGCAUUAGCAUUUUAUAUGCAAAUACUAUAUCACACCAUGGCCAUCACACAAAAGUUUUUAUUAGUACAAAAAAAACUAGAAGAGUACUUAUAUAGUGUGUCACAGGAACUUACAAACACAUGCAAUGAUUCUCCUAAAUCCAGUGACACCCCAAACUGUCUACAAUAUAUAACUAAAACAAUGCGUCAGGCUGAAACAGUGGGGCUGUGGUCUCCACUCUCUCUGCUAGUAAAUGAAGGUAACAUAUUAUGGUCUAAAUGGUUCAUUUGUAUCAUGUUUGCUGAUAAUUAGAAAUUGGGGUGUCAUUUAAGAGAAUUGUCAUUUUUUUUAUGUUCUUUUACACUGUUGAUCCAUAAGGCGGCAAAACAAUCGUAGCCAUUUCCAAUUAAGCCACAAAAAGGGAACCAAUUCCUCCUUGACUUCAUAAGCCUUUUUUUUUUAACCUGGGUUUUUCAGCCUCUUAUUAAUGCUACCACUAGAGAGUGUAUCUGUUUUUUUCUUACAAAUUUUGUAGAUCUUGUUGUAGCAUCCUGAUAUACCAAUAAGCAGAACCUUUAUACUUUCUUCUAUUAAAUCCAUGUAUUUUUUUCUUUCUCUUAUUCACUUUUCUUCUCUCUCCUUUACUUUCUAGGUUUUCAAAAACUUGUUGCCAUGCUAUUUUGGUGCAGACCAAUUCCUUCAUUCCUAUAUCUCUCAACAAUCUUCCAGGCAAUAUUACAAAUACUAAUGGAAAAUAAUUUCUUUAGGCCUUUACUUUUCCUGUUGGCAGUUUUCAUUUAUUCAGGAACGGACUGUGAAGAAUCAAAGCUAAACACAUUUUUAUUUGUUCCUUUGCAGAUCAUUUGUUUCUUAACGCAGAACCUAGAGCUACCGAAAGUAUGGAUCGACUUAGCCAGGCUGUAAGUUAUAAUCUUGAUGAGAUCUGUAUGCUAAGAAAUUACUCUAAAAUAAGCUAGACAGAAUUACUAUUAUUAAAAUGGGCAUUAUUCAUUUUACAAUACCUACUACCCCUUCUAAAAUAUUAAAAUAUAGCAAAGGACAGGUGAGAGGAAUUUAUUUAUUAUUGCCAUUUAUAUAGCACCAACAGAUUCCGUAGCGCUUUACAGUAUUAUGAGAGGGGGGGAUGUAACUAUAAAUAGGACAAUUACAAGAAAACUUACAGGAACGAUAGGUUGAAGAGGACCUUGCUCAAACAAGCUUACAGUCUAUAGGAGGUGGGGUAUAAAACACAAUAUUACAGGAAAUAGCAAUAAGUAAUAAUAGUAAUAGGAAAAAUAAGUAUGUAGUCCAAUUAGCAGCUCAGUCAAUAAAGAAUUGCAGAAGGGUAGAUGAAUAUGUUUUUAUAGUUUGAUAGAUGCAUGAUAAGAAUGUUUUCAUAAACAGAAAUGUUAGUGUUUUUUUUUUUUUUUUAGCAAUUAACAAAAUGCAAAGUGAACAGAAGACAUAUCUAAAUUAAAGUAAUAUUUUACUCUUUCCUUCAAAACUAUCAAUUAUUCUAGGUACACUUGCACACAGUUUUGUAAAGAACUCACCUGUUAGAUUGUUCCAAACAUCAGAACUAAUCACAGUUCAUCUGAAAACGUAGGCAGUCUCAGUUGCUUCAGCUUCUUCUUCAAUCCCAAACAGACCCUGUCAUGUUAAAAUCAGGGUUCUGUUGGGGGCCAUUACGUGACUUCCAGGAAAGCUUGACAUUUUUUUUUCCCCACCGAAUAUAAUUAACAUAUUUGGUUGUGGGGAUGGGGCCUAGCAAAGUUACAGCUCAGACGCCAUAUUGUACAGCUCCGUGCACAAACCUCCUAAAUUUACGAAAACCGGGAAAUUAUUGGCUGUUAACAGACUAAAAGUGCUUGCCACGAGUGGGGGAACAUCCGAUCCUGCUCAUGCCCUUUCAGUUCGGAUCGCUCACCGUGCCAUCCUGUAAGACCAGACGGAGGCUAAUGCCUAGAAGCCUGAAGGCCGCAGCCAGCCACGCCUAGCGCCUCCCAGACUGGAGCGAAUACUUACCUCCCUACCUGAGCGACCCCAACACUGCAACCAUGGGUCGGAAAACUCAGAACCUAAACCCGGCCCCACCAUAAGAGGCGAGAGAUAUCGGGGCACUCCUCAAAUGCACAAGGUCCAGACUGGCGGAGCACUCAGCUCAUUUAGCCAACAGAGAAGCCUCUGAGGAUGAAGAGGGGAGCGUCAUGGAAUUCAGAUCAGAAAGCACGCAACCCGCUACAGCGACAACAACAAAUGAGACCCACAGGCUGACACCUGCAACUAAACAGGACAUAUGAAACCUCUAUAAAAUAAAAUAAGAGAGGUCCAGGCAUCCCUGGAUGGAAGUGAGUGCAGUUCCAUACAUACUUCAAAAAGGAUAUGAGACUUCUAUGACAGAAUCAGACUGCUGUUUGACGCCCUAGUUAAAACUGAGGUCCAAGCAGUCACAGACCGCAUCCAGGCCACUGAGGAAGAUGUGAUUGACCUCAAGAAAGGCCUGGCAGCCCUGGGCGACACUGUGAAACAAAUGCAAACCUCGCACUCCUUCCUGACCCACAUAGUGGACACUCUGGAUGACAGGAGCAGGCGACAAAACAUCAAAAUCCGCAGAGUCUCUGAUGCAGUGUCCACAGAGGAAUUGCCACACUUCAUCAGACGGCUGAUAUCCACAGUCCUUCCCGCCAAGCGGGCUAAACUGCUCCUGCUGGAUGGGGCCUAUCAGGUUAACAGGUCCCCACAUGUCCCAACAAGCUCACGAAGAGACAUUAUACUCAAAUGCCAAUCCUUCACGGACAAGCAAAGGCUAAUGAAAGCUCACCAGGACAAGGCCCCCUUUGGACUUUGAAACUCACCAUCUUACUUUCUUUCAAAACGUCACUAUGUCCACGUUGCUAUGGAGAAAGGCUAUGCAGCCUAUAACUAAAAAGUUGCAAGAAGCUGGAGUGGCGUAUUGCUGGUCCGCAUCACGCAGGCUGAUGGUCCUCAAAGACGGGAAGACUUACACAGCAGCAUCUCCACCAGACGCCCCCCGCUUUCCUCAUGGGAGGCACAGAAGCUCCAGCGAGAACCCCAACCACCCUGCCCCCAUAGGUUACGAGUAAAAAUGAGAAACGGAGGCACCAAACAUUGUCCGCAAUCACACAUCGCAUCCCUAAGACACAUAUUCACUCUUAGGAAUCACACCGCAGGCUUAGCAGCCUUAUAUCAAGCUGCACAGCUCUCACACUGGGCUGUCCGACAGCAGCAAUAACGACAUAGAUGGUGGCCUCUAGUAUAGCAUCAGCAGGAAUCUGGUCAACACCCCUUUCCACACACACCAGAAAACAUUAUGCAUCCUUAUCCUGAUGAUUCCUUCCUUGUAUUCGUAAUUUCAUUUUUCUUUGUGUUAUGAAUAAAGUUGAGCGAAACCGAAAUGAAAAGUUAAGUUUUUUGGACCCCGGACCUGAACACGGACAUAUCACUGUAUGUUCAGGUUGGAGUUCGGAGAUUUAAUGACACGUUUUGAAAGGCCGCAGGGCAGCCAAUCAACAAGCGUUUGACUCGUGUGCCCUUAGAAGCUACUAAUGGCAUGGCUGUGAUUGGCCAGUGCAGCAUGUAGCUAGUCUAGCUAGUAGGGGCAUGUCUAUUAAACAGUGAGCAGCCUGUGGCCCCCGCAACGCGUGAGUGGGGGCUUUUAAACUAAAGGGGGGACCUAUUGCCCCCACCCCUGUGUGGCAGGUGGGGGCCCUAAAUAACAAUAGGGGGACGGACAUAAUGUCCUCCCCCCUGGCCCCCACCCCUGAGUGGUGGGUGGGGGCCAUAAAUAAAAAUUGGGGGCAGGACCUAAUGUCCUUCCCCAUGACCCCCACCCCUGAGCGGUGGGUGGGGGCCAUAAAUAAAAAUUGGGGGUGGGGUGGACCCCCACCCCUGCGUGGCGGGUGGGGGCCCUAAAUAACAAUAAGGGUGGGAUUGAUUAGCUUGAAAUCCAGCCAGAGUGCUCUGUGUCAUUUUACACAGCGUGGGAAAAGUCCAAAGAACUUUCCCACCCUGUGGAAAAUGACACAGAGCACUCUGAUUGGUGGAUUUCAAUCCAGCCAAUCAGAGUGCUGUGACAGGUAAAUUUAGAGAUUUACCUGUCAGAGCACUCUGAUUGGAUGGCUUAAACCCACCAAUCAGAGUGCUCAGAGCCUAAUUUAGCUUUAUAAGCCUUCCCCCGCCCUGCAGAGCUCAGUCUGCUCUCCAUGGGUGAAGAAGGAUUUUUUUUUUUUUUGCGCCUUUUCUUUUCUUUUAAAGUGCGUCCGUUAUUCUGGAUUUUUAUUUGGCCUUUUUUGGGGCUGGAAAAAGAGAUUUUAGAAGAAAGAAGACAUCAAAUGGUAAGUCUAUUUUUUUUUUUACAGGUAUUUAGACAAGGGUCUCCACUCAUUUUUAGUAUGAGGGGGGUAGGUAGUGGUAAUUUUUUUGGGGGGAGGGAGUGCCUAGGGGUUUGGGGACCCCUAGUCAUGUGGGGGUGGGGGGAUUUUUAUUUAUGGCCCCCACCCACCGCACAGGGGUGAGGACAUUAGGUCCCCCCCCUUAUUGUUACUUAGGGCCCCCACCCACCGGUCAGGGGUGGGGCAGGUGGGGAGGUCAUUAGGUCCCCCCCUUAUUGUUAUUUAGGGCCCCCAACCACCGCGCAGGGGUGGGGGACGUGGGGGAGGACAGAAGGUCCCCUCCCCCAAUUUUUAUUUAUAGCCCCCACCCACCGCUCAGGGGUGGGGGCCGGACUUAUCUGGUGUCCUGUUGGGCAUUACGUGAGAUUUGACUUGGGUCAUAGCGGCCUUCCAAACGCCGCUAUCAGACCAUAGACAGAUAACAGUUGGGGCAGUCCGGCUGUCUAUUCAUGUCUUGCUUGCUGCCCUGUUUCCUACUUCAAGUCAUUCUCUGGGAAGCGUAGGCAAGGUGAGUGUAGCAGGCAGGGGUAGCUAGACUCUGUGGAUCCCCCUCCACUCCAAGGCAUGCAAAGAACCUGUGCGAAUUGGAGCUUUCUCACCUGCCAGGCAGGCUUUAACUUUGGCUACUGUGUUCAUGAUCCAGCUCAUGUCUUCUUGCCUCUCUGGAAGACAGUCUCCCCUCAAGGCAGGUGAUGAUGGGCUUGUGCGGUCAGCAUCUUGAGAGGCUUGUUGGGAGACCCACGAGGUGGCAAAUGUCUCCACCACUCCAACACAUGCGGUCUGCUUUGGUUUUGGAAGUCUUGCAGGGAGUUCUCAUGCUAGCACCACGAAUGGGUGUUAUCAGACUUCAGGAUACUCUGUUUAUGCAGGUUACUCGUGCUGAUUAUAGUGAAACAGUGCAGGAGCUCUUAAAUAAUGGUCAUCUUGGGAAGUGGUCAGAUUAUGCACCAAGAAUUAAUACCGCUUUGAAGGCAAAUGGGUGGUAAUAUCUAAUAUUAGAUUUUUAUUUUGUUUACUCAUUUUGUUAAUUCAUAAAAAUAAAAUAUUAAUGCUUCUAGUCUUGAAAGCUAUUUUAGCUUACAGCAUCCUUUAAGAGCUGCAUUAUACAUUAUAAAAUAUAUAUAUAAAAAUGUUUCUAUAGUAUUUUAAUUUAUACAUCCAUGGAAAUGGCUAAAUAUAAAAUAAAAACUAUAUAAAAGUCAUAGGCUACCCAAAGCCUAUCUGAAUGUAGAUUUAGAGAAAGUUGGGGAUUACAAAUAACACAAAGUACGUAUCUCUAAAACUAAUGAAACCUUCUCACCUUUCCACAGGUAUCUGACCUUUCAUGCCAAGUGCAGGAGCUGAGGGAAGGCUUGCAUUCUCUCCGUCAAGCAGUACACUUGUCUCUUAUGCCUUGCAAUCCUUCAUCGUGCUUCCAUGGAGGAGACUUGCACACACAUUGUGGUAACAGUCCACAAUCUCCAGUAGAUGGAACAAGUACCUGCCCCCCACUUUACCACCCUCAAAGGUUAGAAAAGACUUCUCAGCUCUGUUAUAUACAUAACUCUUCUACAUGCACAGAGGGACAUUUUUCCUGGCUUUGGGCACCUCCUACCCCUCUAUGGCUGCAUUGCACAGGACACGAACAGAGAGACAAGAGUCAGUCAGGCUCAUCAACAAUGGACAUAGAUGAGACACCUGAUGUAGCGAUCAAGAGAGACUCUGCCACCUCUGAUCCCCACUCCCUGGAAAUGCAAUUCAUUCUUCCCUACAAAGGAGCUGGUGACAAUGACCCAGGCUGCUGGCCUAGGGAGGAAGGAACUGGGGUAUAAUAAAGUAGGAUAUCCAUAUUCCUCUCUCCACAAAGACUAUGUGAGCUUCAGGGAUGAUAAUCAAAAUGGCCACAUUAUCAAUAUAACACUAUUUCAGAAAUGUCUUCAAAAACGUUUGUUGGGGUAUUUUUUCCUUUUUUACAUUUUAUUGCUGAAUUUUGGAUCUGUAUAAGAAUGAGCCUUUUGAUGAACAAAAAAUUAAAUUAUAUAUAUAUAUAUAUAUAUAUAUAUAUACACACAUACAUACAUACACACACACACACACACACACACACACCAGAUCUUUCUUUACUAGCUAGAUUUUUCUGCAGGCAAAUGUUUCUUGCAUUGUAAGGUAACUAUAUUACACCACUGUUAUGAUUCAGACUUUUUAAAGCGACUUAUGUAUGAACAUACCAUGCUUGGAUAGAAUGUUUAAAUGUACAUGUGUGGGAUGUUCACUAAAUAGAACUAGAUUUAGAUGUUUGCUAGCAGAACAUGGACAUAAUUGUCAAAAGACAAAUAGGGUUGUCAGCAUGAUAGGGCCUAUUUUAUUCUCAAAUGGUAUGCUUUAAUUCAAAAUUGUAUUAGAGAGUGGCAUCAGAAAAAGUCAUUCCAUAUAUCAAAAUAUGGAUGAAUUACACAAACCAGUGACUAAGAAUACAAGUUAUGUCAAAAUGGAUAAGGGAUUCUGUGAAUCUGGAACUAAGCAAACAAUAUACCACACCAAUAAACAAAUCCGUUUUAACAUACAUAUUUCCUUUUCUGGUAAUACAGCUGUUAAAUUUAGGAGACACAAUAUUCCUGCAUUGGAUCAAACAAGCUCUUUCUAUAUACUACAUCUAUUACCAAAUAAUUUGUGUCUUGGACUGAUGUGUAGGAUUAUCAACUUAAUUUGGUACUUUUAUGCAUUACACUAUAAUCUGAUGAGGUAAUAAAAAAAAUACCAGUCCAAAAGUUUAUGCAAACUUGCUUUGUGCCACGACCUGUGUUUGCUGUUCUGUUAAAAGGAUUGUUAAUCUUUCCCAAGUAGAUUGCUGUAUUAUCCAGAACAGCAGUGAUAGAGCAGGACUGUAUGGAGUUGUUUCUUACAGCAAAUACUGUUUUGAAACCACUUUGGAUUUUUAGCUCAUAGCCUAAGGAAGUCUGGUUACACGUUGCAGAUGACAAGCACACCAUUGCAUCACUAAAACUACACAGGCAUGUGAACACUACUUUGCAUGGAAAAGAAUUACAUCCUACUAAGGCUAGACGUAUGAUUUAUAUUCAGCCAAACAUGUUCCUUUAUCUCAAAUUUUAAUAUGUGUGAAAGUUGUGCAAGUUCCUUUUUGUCCUUUAAGGUUUAUUCCAGUCUCAUUUGCAGUUAUUGUUUAGACCAGAAAUAGUGGACAAUUUUCCAUCUCCAUUAUUUUGGUUUAAAAUACAUUUUAUUUUUUUUAAAGUUUGUUUUCUCUUUGGUUUUUAUUGUAUGUAUUGGGGCUGAUGUGUGCUAUGGUAGUUGCUGCCGCCCAGAAGUAGUGCGAGUUUCAGCGCAGGACUUAAGUUUGUGUAAAAUAUAUAGUUUCCUUGUCAGUUUUGUGAUUCACAGUUAAGCAAAUCAAGUAUGAGUGGGCAGAUUAGCAGGCUCAUACAAACAUCUUCAUAAUCUACAUGGGAGUUGCAAGUCAAGGGAAUCCAAGAAGUCAACAUAUAUUUAAACAGAAUAUGUACUUUAAAAGGGACAUGUGUCACCUGAUUUUUUUUAAACCAAACAUUUUAAACAAAUACAAAAAUAAAAUAAAAAGUAUGUAAUAAGUUUAUAAACUUGACCAGAUUACAUUAUUGGGCAUGCCUCUCUGCUAAGAGUUUCUUCAACCCACCUCACACUUUGAGUAUUCCACUAAUGACAGAAACAGGGCAUCAUUGUGCAGCAGAAGGAGAUAGAAUCCAGACAACAGAGCCUGCUCUGCAUAAUCACACUGAUCAGACUCUCUUCCCAGUCAGAAUUUUGCAAGGUGAAGAGAUCUCUUAGCAUGUCCAGUGCACUUUUUUAGCAUUCCUAGGGAUAGGUCACUGAUUGGAGCAACUAAUUAUGUUUUGUGGGAUCCUUCUAUCUGCAGCAGAACAUUAAUGCAUUCUUUUCUCUAGAUGCAAGUAAGCUAAGCGCACCGUGACAUCAAGCAGUUUGUAGAAUUUGUUUGAUUUCUUUAUUAUAAUAUACCUUAAGAAUCCCCAGCAUGAUUUGUAAUAAUUUACUUCAUGUUGGGAUGAUUUUUUUUUAAAUCAACUGGGUGCAUGGUGUAAAAAGAUCAUGCACUUUUAUGUUGUAGUCU